Molecule: messenger RNA, 73921 nt
Organism: Xyrichtys novacula (pearly razorfish)
Lineage: Eukaryota; Metazoa; Chordata; Actinopteri; Labriformes; Labridae
Source: the annotation of a GenBank genome assembly
AUGAGCUCCGGGGAAGGAGCGGAGGAGACGACGAAGGACGCCGGCGACAUCGCGGCGUUCUUCAAGACCGGUAAGCCCCGCAAAUAGGGAAGAGGGGUCAGCUUUAGCUUGACUAAAAGCUGCUCUGCUUUGGGUCCAGGCACGCUGUUCCUAUUUGUGUUGACUGUUUAAGGGACUCUGACAGUCGGAAACUGGGUUGGCUGAAUCAGAUCCAUAUCAUGACCAUUGUGUACAACGGAUCAAGGUGGUCCGCAAGGUUAUGGAAAUAUUCAGAAUAAGGGUGUCCUAUAUGCAUUUUUUUCUGAGCCAAAAAUUCGGACUAUCCGGACAGUAGCCUGGCAACGACAGCUAGAGUGCUAAUCGUCCUGGUUCCAUUUUCGGACACCUACUCUGGACUUAACUCGGCGUGGUUUGCCAGUUUUGCGUGUAGUCUGUAAAAUACUCCAGUGUUUAUUUUGUCCUACCAAAUGCACUUAUUAAGCUCAUUUAGAUAACAACUGGCUGUGAUAAAGAAUAAAAAAGCUGGUUUGACCCAGUAAACGCCAUGACAAAGGAAAGUAUGGGAGCCGUAGGGAUGUAUUUUUAAGUCCAGUCCCAGAACGACACAAUUUAUUCAAAACUACUUUUUAAAAACUGUUAUAACUAUUUAAAGAUGUCAAAUGUUUAACACAUUUUAGACUAAUUUUACGGUGUUGACGUGGGGGUUUGGCUUAUAAAAUGCAGGUCAGGGCUGUCCGAUAAUGGGUCUGGGUGUUCACUAGUUUGUAACAUUAGCUUCAAAUGUUAGCAUGUAAGCUAGUGAAUCCUGAAUCUGAUUUCGUGAAUCCUGUCUGCUAACGGAUGCUAGCUGCUUUAGCACUGCUAGCUUCCCUUUGAACUGACUUAGCUGGCGUGUAUCUGAGCAGCUUUUUUGUCGGGUUAAAUACACGAGUGCAUGUUUUGUCACUGCCACAAACUCUAAGCCCCGUUAACAUCAAUUUUGUCAUGUUUUAUGCUGUAAAAUAACAACACAGCUAUGGGAGCAAUGUAAACAAUACAUGGCGUGGCACAUACAGGCUGGGUGUGCACUGUGCAAGAUAUGCUAGCUUUGCAACACAGCUAUCAAGGCCAAAAAAACUGCCUGUUAUCAUUAUCACUGUCUGUUUGUGAUGAAACACUAAUAUCGGUGACACGGAUCACUUCAUUAAAAGCACCCAGAUGCCCUUGUACUUGGGCAUUUGGUUGUAACAUCAGCUAACAGGGCUAAUUAAGCAGCGAGUAGCUACUGUGAAGUCCUAACGCGGGCCUUACAGUGUUUUUCAGAGGUUGUAACAAAGGCUCAUAAACUGUGAAGUUAUGGGCUUUUAAGGUUCGAUUGAAUAUGCGUUGAGGUUUGCUCUAGCCACCAGACUUUGCAUAGUGAAGCCAUGUGUAAUGAUGAUUCAUCUGUUGUUCAUUUCUGUAUUAAGAGUUUAGACAUUUCUGUGAUGGUUAAAAAUAUAUUUUUAAUGAACGCUUCCUGGGCUGCUCUAGAAUAAAAUGGGGAUCUGUAGUCGAAUGGUCGAAUGUCUAUUUUUGUUGGUCUUUGUUAGAUAAAGCAGAGUAGCUUAUGGGCUGCACUAUGCACAAGCCAGAUAACCCUCUAGCUAUUUCACUGACUGCAAGCAGUGAAUUAGAUCCAGUGUCUGAUGUCAUGUCUGCUUGGGCUAUCACUGACUCCACUGACUGUGCCAGCUUGCUGCUUUUAUGUUUUUAAGGCAAGUUUCCUCUUGAACCAGUAGUUUUGUCCAUCUCUAUCUGCACUGGCUGAAGGGUAACAUUGAUGGUGUUCUCAUAUUUGCAGUGCUGAAAUAUUAAACUGUGGCAUACAAGAUUAAUAGAACACUAUGUGCCAAUUGCCAGCUGUUCUAAUACUCUGCCAUGUGCACUUUUGUGGGAAACUGAGAUUUUGAAAUAUGGUUUGAAGGGUGUAAACAAGGACAAGAAUGUAGAGCAUUGACAUCAAGCCUUUGGCUCCUGUGGUUUUGUGUCUUGUGAGAUAAUAAGCACAGAGGGAAGUUCAGUAUCUACUCUAAGUUGACUUGGUGGCUUUCUCCUGUAGAGAGGGACAAGAUUCACUUUCAAGCAUAAUCUAUAUGUUUAGUUUUGUGUUUGGCACCUUUAGCCACCCUUCUUGAUUGUUGAACAAACUGGAUGCUUAAAAUUAUGAUUAUGACUAUUUUUAGCCAAUAGGGUACUCAAACCCUAACCCUGAUGCGUUUUUGGAGCAGUAAUAUAUCGUGAUAUCUAGAAGUCAGAUUCUUGAUUGAGAUGCUCCCCAUGUUCAACCCUCCUGUCAAGCAAUUGUGGCCUUCAGAGAUAGAAAGUUCCUAAGUUGAAUAAGUAUGCUCCUCCAUUUUACUAUCAAGUGUUUAACAGUUCAAAUAUUUUGCAACCACUCAUCUCUGAACUUCUUAACAUAGCUAUGAGCACUGAUUAUGUAGUAUGUGUUGUUAUACUGUAGUCACACACAGCUUGUAGUCAUGUACCAUGUUUCUUGGUCAGCUGUUGUAUUUUUCCCACAGUUUGAUGCUGUUUAUAUUCUGUUGUACUCCUCUAAUAAUGCAUGGCUCAUUUGUUUACGUACUGAUGUUCCUGAGUAGAGCACAGAGGUGAUUGACCCCCUAUGAUAAGAUAUUACUAUAAUUACAGUGCAAAAAUAGAGGACAGAGAAAAAGCUCUUUUCUGAGCAGAAUGUUUGUUUCAUGUUUGCACAAUACUUUGUCAUUCCUCAUCUCUAUCUGAAAUGAUAAGUUUCAUUAUUCGCCUAAAGUUCUUGCUAAAGGUCUUGUUUAGAAUCUGACGUCUGUUGAAAGCAGUAGUGAAACCAAUAUAUGUCAUGGAUAGGUUUUUUUUUGCUUUACCAAGCUGAAGUUGUAAGGCUUGAGUGUCACACAUUAGGCUCCUCUCCUCUUUGUUUUCCUCAUGAACUUCCUCCUUUCUGAUGUAGGAAUCUUGUUGUGACAUGCACAGGUUUGAGUGUCUUGCCACAGGCUAUGCUUUCCCCCCCUCUAUCUCAGGCUCUUUCCCCAUCUCUUUUUCCAUCCUUUGGCAUUUGGUAUCCUUUGUCUCUUCCCUGUCCUCCCUCUUUGCUUUCUUCCCCCUGCUGUCUGAUAUUUACAGAUGUCCUUCCCUCCUUCAUUCUUGUUUUGCCAUGUUGGGCCCCUCUGUCCUGAUAGAAAAUGACAACUUGUGAAAAAAUGAGCUUACCCUGUCUCGUUCCUCUGUCUUCUAGACUGGAAUUAAUACCUACUCCUCAGAGCUCUGAAAUGGGGAGUUUUGUUAUGGCAGGUUGUCAGUCAAACUCCAAACAUGUACUGGUAUUUGGCUGCACUUAUGAGUAAGAUGCUGAUUCAGUGUUGAUUUCAGAUUUCGUUAUUUCUUGUAAGUAGUGAGUGACAUUAUUCAUGCUGAGGGGAAAAAAACCCAACCACACGGCUGGGUCAACAUGAAUGGAUGUUUAGAUGCUGUUCACAAGGUAGGUCUGUAUGUUUGAAUGAGUGUGUACUUAUGUGUGAGUGUGUGUGUGUAUGCAAGACAGCGGAGUGAAACAGACAAGCAGGAGAGAGCAAAAGAAAUCUGAUCCAGAGCAUGCAUUUAUGACUCAGACCCAUUCACCCAGGAUGAGGUUUGCGCAUACACAUACAUGCAGUCUGAGACUAAUGGAUAUUGAUCCAGGAGAUGGAGACUGAUUGAGGUCCCUUAGUAAAGGUUUCCUGCAGGCUUAAACCUGCCAAGUCAGAUACAGAGCAGAUGCUGUAGUCAAAUGCUGCACAAAGCAGAUUUCUUUUAUCAUCCUGUGUUUAUGGGUCGGAUAGAAACAGAGGAUUGGUGCAUCAUAGAUCAAUGCAGAUGAAAUAUGAAAGGUGAGGUAUGUUGCCAUGUCGUACCCCAUCAUUUAGAGCCUGUUUUUGUGUCUUUUUUUCUCUCCUUGUGGUACUGAUAAAAGAGUAUCUUAUCUUAAGUACUUGGCAUGCUUUUCAGAAGCUUUAAUUAUUGACCCGUACUAUGAAACAACUGCGCAGUACAAUCCGGUUUGAGCUCAACUUGUGCUUUGGUAUGACUCAACUCACUUGGAAGUUGCUGUUAGUAGGGGGCUCCAUCAUCACAAGCUGCAGAGAGUAUCUGCUUUGUUUUUAUGUAUCAUAAAAGUCAAGUUUUUUAUGAAAGAUAUCAGCUUUUGAGCAAAAAAAAACGGUCACCCAGCACAACUCGAUUUUAGAGUGGUCUUAAAUUUAGUGACUUCACUAUUACAAAAAGAUAUCCAUCUUAGCAGGUUAAAGACAUUUUCAGUGCUACAAUUAUGACACAACAGUCUUUUGCUGUGAAAUGUUUAGGGGAUAUGAUGUUUCUGCGUAAGGGAGGUCAACCAGUGCCUCCUCUGAAUUGUGCAAGAAAAUUCUGUAAGGACAGAAUGUAUAUUGCCUCAUAGUUUACAUUUGUCAUCUGAGAUCAAGGAUAAAAGCCAGAUGCAAAUAAUUCAGAAGGAAAAAAAGGAGCAAAGUACUGGGAACAGAGCAGUAAAAUCACUACAUUUUAAGGACAAAUUCUAGGAAGCCUAUGCUGAGAAUGACUAUUUUACACUGGGGCAUCAUUUGGUUUGCAGUGCAAGGGUCUGUGUGUUCCCUCCCAGUUGCUUCUCACAUUCACUCACACUGGCAGCCUCCCAGUUUACCGUCUCUACUGACCCUGUCUCUGUCUCUUCCAUCUCGUCUUCUCCCCCGUCUCUGCGGCGGAGAUCCCGGUGACAUUCACAGUGAUUGGCCUUAUUUUUCUGAAGUUAUAGAAUAUGAGGUACGUUUCUAAGUGACCGCGCUGUUGUGCAACAGAGACAUAAUGAAUGGAACCCAGCUGGAGGCAAAGAUGAUGUUUAUGCGAUUUUAGCCUGUUAUUGAACCUUGCAGAAAGCAAAUGGAUUGUUGGUAAAAAGCUUUUUAGAAAAGGCAGGAGAUUAGGCUCAAACAUGGGGAUAAAAACACAUCUUCUACUCGGACUGUUCCUUUUACUGUGGCAUUAAAGUGUGAUGUUUUGGUUGAAAAGGCAUUUAUCCCUGGAAUAAAGCACUCAUACAUCAAUACGCACAUGUAAGACCAGCAACACAGGCACUUAGGAGCCAUUAGUGGCAAAGACUAUCAUGUUCUGCAUGACGAGUUCCCUCUGUCAUACAGUCGUAAUAAUAGAAAAGUGGUGUGAAUUGCUGGUAGUAUCGGCAAGUAAAGAGGAAAUCAAUCAAUUCCCUGUUUUCUAUGAGUAGCAGUUGCGUAAACAAAUGAGCUUUCUCAUCCCUUAUAACAGACGCAGGUAUGUAAAAUUUUAAAGGCAGAUAAAAGCUGAGUCUGCCAAGCCCCUUCAGUCCACAGUAGUAGGGGUGUUAUGAUUCUACAAAUCUUUGAUUCGAUUUAAUUUUCGAUUUUAGGGUCACGAUUCGAUUCUCGAUUCUUUUUCUUACAGCACAGAGGCCUAUGCCAUUUUUAGGGCUAGUCUAGUCUACGAUCAUUGGUUUUAUUCAUUACAUUUCGUACAGUAAAUCUUAUUCCAAAAGAUGGGCUACAUACAAGUGAUGCAAUUUCCUUUGUUCUUGUGUAAUGUAUCACAUUAAGCACUAAUGGUCAAAUUUAAAUAAUUUAUUGAACUAUCUUGUUUUCAGUGAAGUGAAAAAAACAAAAACAAACAUCAUUACAAACAAAAAUGAGAACUCACACAGGCUCGCGUCGGUUUUACACACCUCCCGGAUGUGGAAGGAGAGGAUUGAUGAACGCCCCUCUGAUUUUGAUUGAGACAUGACGUAAUUUUGAUAGAUUUCGAUAAAAGAUUGAUAACGUGACACCCCUAUAUGGUAGAAAUGUAAUUUUUCUUGGUUUGAACUAUGAAUUUGUUACUCUUUUAUCAAGGUUGUAGCGUACCGUUUUUAUUCAAACAGAUUGUUUCAGGUCGUUCACUCAGUAACAGGAUUAACAUCGCACUGAAGAACUUGAAUUUGUAGCCUGUGACAUGUUCGAUUAAGAAUGAAGAAGAACAUUGGCUCAAAUGGGAGGAAGUAUCCACAGCUCUGCUUGACAAUCACCCUGUAAAAAUUCUCUGUCACGGUAUGUGGCAGAAACUAUGACCUAAUGGAGCUUAACUUCUGGAACCUGUCCCACUUUCAGACUAGAAGCAGCCAGGGCAAUCGCAGUGCAGAGAAAGUAAAAGCUAUUUAUCUCAGGCAAAUGAAAGUGAACUGGAUUCAUCGUAGAUAGUUUUUAGCUUACCUUUUAAUAAAGAUAUUAAUUACAUCAGUUUUAAAUGCCAUGCCAUGUGUUGCCAAAUGUUUUUUUAUUAAAAAAUGCAAUAAAAUAAUUAAUGAAACUAAUGUAAAAUUUUAACUACCAUGGUAACGGGCAAGAAGAAAAAGAAUAAAUCAUAAAGAAAGAGAGAAAAACAUUUGACCUCACAGACUGGGGUCCAAAGUAGAAGUGGUUGGAAAAUCCAGCCCACAGAUGUCUGGCUCAACUAGACACUGUAAUUUUUCAAUCAGAACACUGCGAGCAUAGCCAUCAAAAAGCAUAGAGUGAAGUGAACGGCAGCGGUGUCGUUGGUGGUAGCCUUGAGCAUGCAUGAUGUCAGUGUGAACCCAAGGCGGUCCCACAGUAAUACAACCCUUAACCCGAACAAAAAGCACCAGAUUGCAUUUCAGAGGGACUAGCGUUCACUUCCCCUGCUAGUCAGAUGCUUGCAAACAAGUUUUGUCUCUCUGGAUGUGUCCUACAUGUAGUGUGAAGAGUGACCUGUAACUUUUCACCCAUGAGGCCGGACAAGUUUGGGAGUGACUUGAAAAGUGACAGGAAUAUAACACUGACAGUUAAUAAAACGUUACGCUGAAAUAAUGUUUAAAGAGUGUUAAGGAAAUAGCUGAAUUAAUAUGGCGUGGAUGUACAUGCUAGAGGCUAAAUGCUGUAAGGAUAUAGUGAAGAAUAAAAUGUUAAAAUGUUUUGAUACCAGAAGGUUGAUGUAAUAUAAAUAAUAGAGGAAGCAGAUUGCUGUUCCUCUCACAGAGGGUAUGGAGCAUGUGAGAUAACAGACUGGCCAAGAACUAUUUGAACAACAAAUCUGCUUCCUUAAACAGGAAUAUAUAUAUGUAUAUAUAUAUAUAUCUUUGUAUAUGUAUGUGUGUGUGUUUGAUAAAUAAAUAAAUUAAUAUACUCAUAGCAGAGCUCUGUGGCAGCACUACAAGUCUUUGUCUAUGUGUGUGUGUGUGUGAUGUGUCAGCUCUAAUAGCAUUAGGCGUGUUAGAGGUGAGAGUUCAUUGGAUUACAGACGCUGACCUAAUCUAAUCUGGUGUUUAGAGUCUGGGAUUGCUCUGUGUGUGUGGUUUCAAGACGUUGACAGAGGGGUUUGGGACUAUAAAUUUCUUUGGUGUGCCAGUACACGUGGUUACACACAUGCACAUAAAUAAUAAUAGUUGUAAUAUUGAUUGUGAUGCUCUUUAGGUUUUUGGAUAGCAGCUGGCAGAUUUUGGUUAUUUUGAAUACAUCCAAGUAGAGUGUGUGUGUUAAUUUUGAAUUUAAUGAAAAUAGAGAGGUGAAGCAGAUCAAGUCAGUUUCAAAACAUUAAUUUUAAUUUCAAAUCCUGUUUUUCAAAUUCAAUAUAAUUAUCCAAUUUCAGUUUCUAGUGACACAAAUCUCAGCCCAUACAGAACCUCCACCAGAUGGUUAGGCAGUUCAGAGAAAGUGGAUAUUUCAACAGUAGUACAAGCUAGGGAUGGGCGAUAUGGGCUAAAAACGUUAUCAUGAUAAAUUUUGCCACUCUGGCGAUAAUGAUAAAAGUCACAACUAAAAAAUAUUAUAAUUCCAGUCUGGGUUUCUGUCUUGAGAACCCCACAAUCAUUUUUCUUGGAUGGUACUUACCAGUUGGCAUAGUCAAGUAAGAUACCUAACAGGUCUGAAAUGUGAAAACACUUUCAAUAUUUAUUGCACAGAGUGAACAGCAGCAGCAGCAGAUCCACUGUCCAGUGUCAGACAUACCUGAUUGCACUCGUUGAAGCCCCCAUUUGAAAGGAAAGUUUAUUGCAUUUAUUGUGGGAUGGCAAGUAUUCAUUGUGGAGAAUUUUUCUGACGAUAAAUUGUGAAUGAUUAUUUAUCGUCCAACCCUAGUCCAAGCGAUAUCAGUUGCAAAGGUAGCGCUCUGUAUUUCAGGUUGUACCCUUUACUCAUAUCAACCAAACUCACCUGGCUUAGUAGUCUGUAACCAUAGUUACAAAAAUGACUGAUGUUAAGUCUUUGCUAACAAGCCUAUAAACCAAGUCAGCAGUAAAACGCUCACACAAACAGGUUUCUGCCCAGACAGGGACAUAAUAAGACCAAAGGCUGAUAACAGAUAAUGGGUUUCUAUGGUCCUGAUAUGAGCCACUUGGCAAAGGUGGAUUGUUUUCUGCUUUAGGGUGCUUUAAAAACAAAGGUUUUCUUGUACAGCUCCAAACCAACCAAAGAGGAAGAACUUGAUCAUGGUUGAAAAUAGCUGUCAAUCAGUAAGGUGAGGCAGAGCAGAGUAUAAAGUUAACAGAAGAAACCAGAAGUGGAAAGUUGCUUAUGUGCAACAGUUGGCCACUCGGUUUCUGUGAUGUUUGUUUUGUUUUUGCUGAUGAAUGUCAUCUUUAAAAAAAAUUAAUAAUGUCAAAUAUUGUCUGAUAGUAAAUGAAGAUUGCAGAUGCCUAAAUAAAAGUUUUUGGCUCGCUUGAAUUCUCAUUUGGGAAUGGCUGUAACUAUGGCUGUCCUGAUACGAUAUUGAUAUCGGAUAUCGUCCGAUAUCAGCCAAAAAACAAAUAUCAGACUAUAUCAGCACUCCGAUACAAGCAGUCCAUUCCAGACUCCACUCCGGCACCUCUAGCUAGCAGCGCCUGGAUCUAGCAUGCAGAGCCCACGUGAUCACAACAACAGUGUGUACUAAGGUACUAACAAAGUAGCAAGGAGUAACAGCGAUGUCGGCUGUGUGGCUGUAUUUUUCGUUAAAGUCCGAAAAAGACAUUGCAGCUGAGUGCAAAACUUGUCAUGCACAAGUUUGUGCCAAUAUCGGAUCAAUAUCAGUAUUGGACGAUAUUGAAGGCUACAAUAUCAGUAUCGUAUCGGAAGUAAAAAGUUGCAUCGGGACACCUCAGCUGUAACACGCAUACAGCACAAACAUACACUCUUGCACACACGCAAACCUCUUGCCUCUCUGUGUGUUUAUAAAAGGAGCUUGUCCCACUUUCCCCUCUCAUCUGCUGUGGUCUUGUUCGUUAAUUUCUCUGGCGUGAUUGCUAAUUGGUGUGAGCUCAGAGAAAAAACUUUGCCUACCCACCGCUGUCUUCUUCGCACAAGCUGGAACUAGAGAGGAAGAAAAGUCGAGGGGGCACGGAGAAAAAUGGAGAGAGGAUGGAGAAGGAGGGGAAGAUGGGAGGUAGGCUGCAUGAGGAGCAGGGUGUUGCAAUUGGCCGUGAGAUCACGUGUGCAAGAUAACCAUUUUCUUUAUGCAUUCUUGCAACAGAAGCAUAAACAAAAGACCUUGGAGUAAAUGAAUGAUUUUAUUGUCCUGUUCAAGAGAAAUAAGGAAGUAGUCUAUUCAGUUCUGGUGAAAGAGAGAAGAGAGAGUGUGAGACAUGCAGUCCAAAGACAAAGUGAGAGAGAGACCUUGAAAGGAUAAUAAAGAGGAGAGAAAUGUAGAUGAUUGCCAACUUGUACAAACAGAGUUUAUUAUAUGUAUUAUCUAUCUAUCUAUCGGUGUAUUAAAGAGGCCAGAUUAAGACGUGAAUCAGCUUUCAAUUGAUUAGAAUCCGUGUGAAAGAUUUGCCAGAAUGCCCUCUGCUCCUAUUUUGAGAGUAGAAAGAGAGAGUGAACCAAACUAGGACAAGUCCUGAAAGACCAUUGUACUCCUUUUUUUGGUCUCCAGUGAAUUCAAAACUGCUAUCUCACUGUUGCCCUCCCCUUCUUGCUCACUUUCUCUUUCUGUCUUUUCCUGUCUUCUCCUCUGACUACUUUUCACCCUGUCCCUUUUCUGAUAAGAGCAGGUAACCGAGAGCAAUUGAUCCAGUGUAAACAUCAUGGUCAGUGGCCCUUUGUGUCUCUAAACGGAGGCCUGUGGACUGCUAAGGUCUUUUAGAGGUCCACUUAGGUCCAAGGUGCCUGCAGGCAAAAUAAGGAACAGUUCAAAGUGGUGGAAUUGGGGGCACAGACUCAGUUUUUCAUCCAGUCUGUGGUGUGUAACAUGGACAGUUCUUCACCUGGGAUCCUGGUUGAGGGUAGAUAACAGUUUUGGGGAUGUCAAAUUUGAGUUUUCAACUCCAGGACUGAAAAGCAUUGGUUCUAUGGACUGAAAAGUUUAUUUAUGUUCAACUGAACCCUGUCAUCAUGGUUGAGUUUUAUGUAGAGAUUGCAAUGAGAUUAUCUACCCAUUAAGGAUUGUUAUGAUUUAUGUGGCUGAUUUGUGUUUCCUUUUCUUAACCCAAGUUUUACUUGUAUUAAUAGACAAAAAUAAUCAUGCAUGGCUAGGGCUUGGCAAUAAACUGAAAAUUUACAGAUAUGGAAAUUUACAACAGUAACCAACGUCAUGUUGCCCAUUUCGGUAUAUAUAGUGUCAAAUAAUUAAAUAGAUAAAUAAAAGUUGGUUUCGGAUGUGUGUAGGUAGGCUAUUUGAGGCCAUAUCGCCCAGCCCUAUGCAUGACCCAUAUCUAUUCAAAAGGUCUAUCUGAUUUUUCCAGUGGUGGUACAAAUGCAUUUUGUAUGCAUGCCAAGGAAAGAAGUUUUUUAUUUAUUCAUUUCAGGCAGUAAAAAAUAAAAAGUUAGAACCAGAAUUUAAUCUACAAAAUCUGCCUUCAUUCAUCUGCCAGUUUUUGUCCAAAUGAUGAAGAUAAACAUCAAGUUCUGGAGUGAAAGAAAAAGGGGGCAGCAGAAAAGAAAGUCAACUUCAUGACUGAUAAAAUUACAUACGAUCACAAAGUACUGCUCAAUAUCUGCAUACUGCUUAUUCCUGAGCAUUCUGGCACAUUUUUUUCAGUGUUUUUAUUGUUGUGUUGCUAUAAUCUCAGGCAGCAGAUAGAACUAGUAGGCAUUGUCUCUUUAUGUUAGCACUGAGUGAAAAACUACAGAAUCCGAAUCAGUGAUCAGAAAUAGCAUAUCAAGUUGGUUCAUAGCUAACAAUCGUUCCUCAUUACCAUGCCCUAAAAGUAAAAUAAAAAUACUAUUUUAACCCAUCUGACACAACCUUGAAUAAUUUGAUGCCACUGAUGUUCAUAAGUUUGUCUGAGCUCUCGUGUCAAAGAAACUCACAGUGCCACACACUUCUUUCAUCUCAGCUGGGUGCCUCCUUUCAGAUGCUGGAGUGAAUUAGUCUUGCUUCUACUGCUUUUAGUGGAGAGACAGACUUUAGUGAAACUUAGCUGCAGAUGGUGGUUUGCUCCAGUUCAGACAGUGCAAACCAAAAUACCUUCAGACAACUGAAGACAGAGCCUUUUUUUGGGAAUGAGCAUUUCAAAUUUGCACAAGUGAAUGUGCUGCCGUGUUUACUUUUAUAACCUUUAUCUCCCGAGAGAACUCUCUUACUCACUACAAACUGCAAGAGCACAUCGAAGCAGUGGUAGCUCUGUGAAAAUCAAUGACUGUAAAUUGUAAAUCACUCUGAAUUUCUCAAAUAUCACUGAGUAUAAAUUCAAACUCUGCUUGCAGAUCUAACUGAAAACUACCAGACACAGAGGAAGUACACUGCAUUUUGUGGUCCAGAGGGACUUUGAUAAAGAAUACUUCAUAUUAUUGAAUAGUAUAUCUGGUGAUAUCAAAAUUAGGAGUACGCUAGAUUAACAAGAGGAUUUAACAGAGGUCGAGAUUACAAGGACACAAAACAUUCAUCUUCUCUUGCAGCUCAGUGUUACUAACUGCUACUUUGACAUCAUGCAGUUUAUUAGGGCUGGGAAGAUUUGCUUUUCGCCUGAUUCGAUUCUUCUACGAUUUUUUUGGAUGCCGAUUCGAUCUAAAUUGCGAUUCUACGAUAUUGUCGAUUUUCUCGAUUUUUAGUCUGCAUUUGUAGCACCAAUGAAACAGUUGAAUGAUUAUGAUUGUCUACUGACUAUUCCUGGAACUAUAUUUCCCCAAAAAUUAAACAUCACAUAUAAGUCAGUUUUUAAGAUUUAUUCUUACAUUUGAAAAAAAAAAAAUCGAUUUAACAAUUGUAAAGCAAAAACUUGCGAUACCUAUAUGAAUCGAUUUUUUUCUACCACUCCUACAGUUUAUAGUCCUCACUAUGUAUGUCAGUAUCAGCACCUACUGCCCUGUGCUCAGUAACAAAAUUGUCUCAGGUGAGUGACCUUAAAAGGGCUGGGUGAUAAACCAAAAUUUUACCAAUACCCAAAUUUAUGACAAUAACCAACAUCAUUUUACCCAUGUCAAUAUAUUCGGUGUCAAAAAAAUAAAUAAAUCAAAGUUGGUUUGGAUGUGUGUAGGUAGGCUAUGGUCUCAUGUCCCUUUAAGAACUGUCCUAUGUCAGAGACGUGACUUCACCCCAUCCAGUCUGUAACAAAGAGGGAAAGAAAGGAGAUGGAGGACGGUUCAAAAGCUGUAGUGGCUGAAGUAGAUAAAAUUAAUGUGGGAGGGGGUGAGCAGCAGCUCGUGGAGUAGUUAUCGUCCAUUUAUCAUUAUCAAGGUGAACUGCUCAAUAUAUCAUGAUAUUGAUAUGGGGCCAUAUCGCCCAGCCCUAUUUAAAGGUAUUAUAUUGUCAAGUGUUCUGACCAUGACUCUAAACUUUUAAAUGUUAGUUAAAUCCCUACAGCUUUUCUAAACAUCCUUCGCUCCGCUUUCUAAGACAUCUUUGACAGCAGGGCAUUGCUCAUUGUUUUUGUGCCUCACACCUCAUUCUGGCCGGUAUGAGCCAGACAAUGGGUAUUUUUAAAUGAAAGGGGGUCUUUCCUCUUCAUGUAUGAGUCAAACGAUGAGUGUGCCUGCCGAGAAGGGAAAGGCAGGGGCCCUCAGAGAGGGUGGCCUUGCGCUAAUGUAGGCUCAGAGGCAGUGUGUGUUGGGACAAGAGAGAGCUGUCUGUGGAAGGGAGCUGAGUUUAGGAUACAGUAUAGCCAGUGUUGAGCCGCGUUCGCUGAGGUCUGUGUGAGUUCACUGUGUAUGACUGUUUGCAUGUUAAAGAGAAGAAGGGAGUUCUGAGGUUUUAUGGGAAUGGCUCCAUCGCAGUUUUUAGAUUUCUCACUUCCUCACCAGUCUAGAUGUUUGUGAGUGUGUGUGAUCUGUUUAACUCUGUCCAAAUGGCCUUGUUAACAUUUUGGCAGUGUGUAUGUGCAGGGUUGUGUGCCUCAACAAACCCAGAGGAAAAGCCUCUAUCAUAACUGCAUGUGUGUAUAACUUUGUCUCCCUUGCUCUGUGCACGUAUGUGUGUUUUCUCUUUUUUUCUGUUCUAUCUGUGUUUGACUCCUGGCUGGUGGACAACUCUUUUUGUUUAGAUUGUGAUAAAAUGUGGGCAACCACUACUGUAGUCUGGUAUUACAUUGUUGCACACUGUGGCUUAAGUGGACAUCUUUGGCAUUGCAAAUAUGUGAAGUAUGUGGAUGUUUGGUUUUUCUCUUGCCUUCCUUUAUUCCCCUGUCUCUCCCCCUCCUUACGCCAUUCACUCUCUGUUAAGUUCUCCCAGGUACACAGCUUUGGAGGAGAUUCCCUUGAGAUCCAUAUGCUCUCUCUCUCUCUCUCUCUCUCUUUCUCUCUCUCUCUCUCUGCGCUGCCCAGCACUGUUUUCCUGUGCUGCGUUUGUGUGUGAGCUUCCCAUGAACACAAGUCCCUUUAGCUUUGACACUUGAUACCAGCAAGUUUGCUCACGCACUUCCAAAAAAAACUGCCCUUAGCAACAUUUAGCUUAAUUAUCACUGUCUGUCACUGUUGCAGCUUCUGCAGAAGAAAACCAGUUUUAUAUAGAGGACUAUUGUUUCAUAAAAACCAGAGUGUCUGAGUGGCAGGCUGCUUUCAAUGAUAUUGGUUCUUUAGAUGUGUGUCUCUCACCUCUGAUUCGUAGACAUCAAGACCCGUACGUAAGAAGCACAUAAUUCCUAGUAACAUGCUAUUAGCUUCUGUGGUUAAUUUUUUCCAAGUAAAGUCAGAAAUUCCUCUUUGACAGCUGAGCUAUCCUGCUUCAGGACACACCUAUGUCCAAAGGCGACAGACCUGAUUGGAGGCAUUAGGGUUGUCUUACAUUGUCCAUUCAUCUGUGUCCUAGUCUUGUGAUUGUGAUGAAUCCAAAAGACCCGAAGGGACGAGUUUAAAAUUGGUACAAAUAUCUUCGACCCAAAGAUGAACUGGCAAGCAUGUUAGUGAUUAAGGGUCAAGACCACUGGGACUCUGCAAACUGUUCUAACCCAUAGUUAAAAAAGGAUGCACUCAUAUUUUGCACUCAUAACUUGCAGUUUAUAGUCAUCCAUCCAUUUACUACGGUGGCCCUGAGGUGCAAAACACAACGGAAAAUCAGAAAACACAACAACAAAAGAGAAACAGAAAACACAUGAACCAUUGUUUUCUCUUUUUGUGUUGUUUUCUGUUUUGUUUUUUCUCUUUAUGUGUUGUAUUUCCUGUUUUGCCUUUGUGUUUUCUCUGUUUGUGUUUUGUUUUCUGAUUUUCUGUUAUUUUUUCUCUUUUUUUGUUGUGUUUUUUGAUUUGCCAUUGUGUUUUCUCUGUUUGUGUUCUGUUUUCUCUUUUGUGUUGUGUUUUUUGAUUUUCCAUUGUGUUUUCUGAUUUGCUGUUGUGUUUUGCAACUCAGGGCCACCAAAGUAUAUGGAUGGAUGACUGUAAACUGCAAGUUGAGGGUUUGAUGGAUGCGCACAGUCACACAGAAGUAAUUCUGGUCUGAGGCAAAACUAAAGAGAAGGCUCUAUAAUUGCUUUAGCUGAAUAUGCUUGACUUCUAUAGAUAUAACUCCAGCAGUGACUUUAAUCCCCAACUAUUUCUGCUCAACUAUCUAAAAGUUGUUGAGGGUGGGAGGGACUGAGAUAAAAGUUCCAGUCCAAAAACUCACUGCAGCGAUGUUUGGGGGAAAUCCAUCACUGGUGCUUUCCUGGUACGGGAAUUUUUGUGGUUAAUUUUAAAAGUUGGUCAGUAGUGUUUUAAUAUAUGUGGUGUAUUGAAACUCAUUGAAAUCAUCUUUGUAGUUUCAGUGGAUUGUAAGUCUUACAUCACAAUAUCAAGGGAUACCGUGUGUAUAUAUAAAAAGUGUCACUUGUACAGUCCAUGUCAAAAAACCAUGUCUUGUGUUAAAUACCACAAAACUCUAACUCAGUCUGCUCCAUCAGACACAGUAGAGAUCCUAUACACUGCAAACCCACAAGCUCCUUCUGUUUCACUGCAGCUCUCUGUAAUGUUAAACAGGAGGAAGAAGCCUGAGUCAGAACAGAGGGAGCAUGUGUGAUUGAGUCAGCCAGUGGAGCGUCCAGCAGCCUGUUUACAUGUUGACGGCACAUGACACUGACUGUAUCCUCCCCUCAGUCACAGCAGCAGCCGCUCUCACACAUGGGCUAUAAGGGCAGGAUCAAUGGGCUGAUUGUUGUAUCGGCUGAGAAACCAGUACGCCUCGGUCAUGGGGUAUAGGGGGAUUAGAGGAUGAUUCCUGCAUGCUCCAAUCAAGUGUUAGAAGAACAUUAUUGUUGACAACAUGGAAUAUUUUCACGUACUAUUUCGUCUUUUUGUUUUUCAUUCUGUGUGACAUUCGAACUUCUUUUUCAUACUCCAAGGCUAUGUUAGAGGAGAGUUUAAAAACACCUUUCAACCAAUGCAGGAAACUAAUUCUGCUUGUCUCAGAACACGUUUUACCCAACAAAACAUGGUACAGACUGCUCGAUGACGCUACUUGUUACCACAGCAACACCAUUGGUAGUGUCACCCUGACCCGCUGUUGUUUUUUAUAGAUGAAAUGACAUGUUUGCAAGUUAAAAUAUCGCAGAAACGUUUACAGUCCAUGUGAGGUUGGUAUCAGAUUCUAAGCAAAUGGCCACUGCUUCAUAACAAUAAUCAGAAGACAACUAUUGGGUUGUUGCGUAUUUCUUUAAACCCUUUACCAUAAAACUUGAUGCUGUUAUAGCUCAGAACAACAAACAAAGUUGUUUCUUUUUCUGUGUUGGUUAAAAACUUUUUUUUUCUGUGUACCUGCAGAUGGAUCCCUCCCAAAAGAGCCAAAAGGAGAUGUUUCGAGCCAGAUUGCAGGUAAAACAAACACAACCCAAUUGUGAAUUUGGGGUGGGUAUUGGCAAGGACCUCAUGUUACGAUAUGUAUCAUGAUAUAUGUGUCACGAUUCGAUGCAAUACGAUACAAUAUGGCUGUAUAUUUGCAAGGACCUUGUGAUACGAUACAUAUCACAAUACGUGUGUCACGAUUCAAUACGAUAUGAUUUGAUACGAUUCAAUACGAUACGGCUGUAUAUUUGCAUGGACCUCACAAUAUGAUACAUAUCAUGAUACAUGUGUCACAAUUCGAUUCGAUACAAUACGAUAUGAUUUGAUCAAUACAGCUGUAUAUUUGCAAGGGCCUCAUGAUACAAGACAUAUCACAAUAUAGUAAUAAUAUAUCAUGGUGUUAAUCCGUCAAAAACACAUGUUGCUGUGAAUGAGGAUACUGGUCCAAGGACAAACUGAGUCAAAACUCUGUUUCAAACAACAAAUACGAUUUUAUUUGACUGCACAAGUGCCACUUAUGCUGAUUUGAAAAAAUCGAAACUUGUUAAAUGUGACGAUACGAUACAUCACCAGACAAAAUAUCGCGAUAAAAUGCUGUAUCAAUUUUUUCUCCCACCCCUAUUGUGCAUACAGUCUGGGGCUGAACAAUAUAUCAUUUGUACAUCACAAUAAAGAUGUCAGUAUACAUGUAUACCAACAGCUUCAAAUAGUGAUUUCCACGUGUCCUUGAAAACCUGGAAAAAAACUAACCAGUUUUAUUCUUCAAAAUUUGCCAUUCUCUGAUCCUCUGUUGGCUUUUCUUUUGAAUCAUAUGUGAUCUUCUGUUCUAAUUCGGCAAUAUAGGCCAAGGCAGAUACGUGUGAUAUGAUGGGCAGCUGCAAGCCAAAUAUUUUCUGCCCCUGAUAUGACAUUUUGUGGAGACUUCUGUCUACUUGGUAUGGAAAAUUUAAGGCCCUCUAGUUGAAAGGAUAAUGCAAAAACAAAUGAUUGACUUUUAUUAAAAAUGAUCCGCAGUGUCCGCCUUUAAAAAUCUCUAGCCUCGAACCCUAGAUACAAAGGAGGACAGUGAUUUGGCAGGUUGCUCUACAGCCCGAGGGCUCCGAGGGAGACAGCUCAAGUGCCUGCAGGAAAGGUGAUAAAAUAAACAUGAAUGCAAUUAUAUGUAGACAAUACUUGGCCUCAUUGUUACUGGUUGGCCUGUCUGCAAAACACUGUUAGGGCAGUGAUCCCUGCCUAGUUUCUGAGAAAGGAGGAUUCAUUUUGUCCAUCUGCUGGCCUGGGUCUGUUGGUCACUGGUCUAACUGGGCAGCUGAAGAGUUGUUGCGACGGGAGAGGGGCCAGUGCGGUUAUGUAAUCAUGUUAAUACCAUUAGACCUAGACAGAUGUGCUGAAGAGCACUUUGCAAGAAGGGAAUUAUGUGGGUUUGUGGGUAUGUGUAUUUCCAUCGCAGCCUUUUUUUUGCCACCCUUUCCCUCCUGGCAGUCGAGUCAAAAUAUAAAGCUGCUCUGAAAUAAGGAAAAUAAACUUAUGUAGAUCUUUAGCAAUCAACUGCAUAAUGCAAGCUAAAAAUGGACUUCUUAGACACCUGCAGAUGGCGUAUUUGUGCAGCUUGACAGCAGGCGGAGCUGCAACUGGCUGCAUGAACUAGAGCAAAAUGACAACACAGUAGCAUCAAGCUGUUCUCUUUGUUUGGCACUAAAGCUGUGAAAACAUGAAUACAUGAGAGGAUAGGAUGUUGGUUUUCUUACUCUUGCUAACAAAGAUGUAUCAGAUAUUAAGCAUAGCAUUGCUAACAGAGUUUUUUUGUUUCUGUCUCGUCAUGGUUUGUCAGAAUGAGAUCAGUUGGCAUCAAAAGGCCCAGGCGAAUGAUCUCCUGGCAAUAAAACAAGCUGUCUUUUCUUUCCCCUCUCUGUAACUCCCCCACCCCUUCUCUGCUGCUGUGUUUGGGUCGCUGGGGUAACCCUGGCCCGUUGCUCGCUCGGUUAGCCUACCCUGCUAUUAGAGGUCUGGACGGAUGGAGAGAACAGAAAGAGGCAGAGGUAAAGGAAAGAGAGAGCGCCGUCUCUCCAGGCCCGAAACUCGGAUUUGGGGACAAAAAAAGAGGAAAACAGGGCAGAAAUGGAGAGUGUGAGCAAAGUGGACUGGAAACAAACACCCAGGCUUUGCUGUGUAAUCAUUUGCUCUGUCAUCUCAGUGUUUCAAGAUAAUAAUACCCCCAUUUUCACAGAAAGACAGACAGACAGGCCAGAUCUUCAGUGGAGCAUGAAAUAAGUGCUCACACAUAUCUUCUAACUGCACCUUUAAGCCCACGAUGCCUCUCUCAGAUCAGAUCAGGCAGCUUGAGAUGGGAUCAUUCCAGUCGAGUUGAAGGGGAUUUUACUCAACAAGCUUAAAGCAGUCAAACUGUAAAACAGGAAGUGAAGCCCGCCUGUGUUUGACUCAUUGUCUCAUCAAUGUAAUGGUAUCAUUUAAGGAGAAACAUUUUUUUGUAAUUAACAGAUAGCAGGAGAUGAGAACAUAUUGUUUAAUUACCAGAUGCUACACUAGGCUGUAAUUACAUUUUAAGUCUUGGUAAUUCGGAAACUGUUUGUUUGUGUGUCUACAAUGGUGACGCUAAUGCAAACUGUAUUCACACAGUAGGUUCAUUGUUGAACUAAUGCAGCUGUGUCUGAUUGCGACAGCCAAUAGGAUCAGAUGUUUUAUUCCUGGUAAGUGGGACAACUCCCCUCCUGUGCGCUGCAGCACCCAAUGAAAGGCUGCUGUGCUAUGGGAGGUGGGGUAGACCACAGACAGAGAUAAUGUUAAUAGAGGGCAAGACCAUAGACUGUAUACACUAUGUUCAACUUGGGUCUGCCUUCCACCAGUAUACAGAUUUGAAGCCAAAAAGCUCUCGGUAUUCCUGUUUUUUUCUCCAUUUCCUGAAACCAACAUUGCGCAGUAGCAUUUACGCAUUUGGUGGGAGAGUCGCCAAGAGUUGCUGUGAUGACGCUCGGCUCAAACAGCGUAUCCCUUGGUCAGCUACACAUUCUUCGUACGCCUAUAGGCUGCAUCAAGUUUCAAUCAUAGAGAACAUGAACCCCCUAAUAACUUUUAAAAACUGAGCUGUACAGAAAAAAGAGGACUUGAGCACAAACCAGUCUUACUAUAACUACAUGUCAACAUCACAACCAGGAGGGGAGAAAAAUUCAUAUUCUGUGUAAUAAAUCUCCAAAGGUUGUCUACAGCUCCAUAGGGAUUGAUGGAAGAGGCGGGAUUUAUGACCUAUACUGCAGCCCGUCAUCAGAGGGUGCUGUUCUCGGGGUGGCUUCACCCAGUGAGGAGGCAGUAUAGGUCAAUUUUAUAUACAGUAAGGAAGUAAAGCAGGGAAUGUGCAAGAAAACAAUCAAGAGACAGAGGGAGGAAUUUUACUCAAUGAAUUCGACCAAACUGAUUUAAUGAAGGGGUUAACUUUUGACCAUGUGUUUUGGUUGUUUUUCAUGGCAGAGUUGUCUUUGAAUGACUGGUUACUUAACUUUUAGACCAUGGGAAAGUGAGAAACAUCCAUGCAUAGUUGAGUCAAAUCAAUAUCAAGUGUCAAAAUCCGAUUAAUUCCAUUGAAGAGUUUCCCACAGUGAAUCAUUCAUAAAAAACGAGCAUGAAGUCCAACCAAACUGCACAUGUUUGUAUCAUUCAGAGUAUCUAUGAUCAGGAUUCAGGUUAGCCGUCCAGGUCAUGGAGGGUAUAUUCCUGUCCAUUCCCUCAUUCAGUAGGAAUCCUUGCCAUUCCCACACAUCCUUCAGGAAGGAAUUCCUGGCAUGCUGCAAAUGUGGGAAGUCCAUAGUUAUGCAGGGAUGCACACGCAUAUGUAAGGUUCUGGUUUCCUUUGACCCACAACAGCUGGUUCAGAACCGAUGCGUCCAAGUCAGCUGCCAGGGAGCCAUCAAGAAACUACUCCUGGUUCUAACCAGCCGUAGAAGAUGCUGUGAGUGUGUGCGCUCAUUUUGUGGUAUGAAUGCAACUUCUCCCCUCCCUUCCCUGGCUGACUGUGCCACCCGUCCCAUCUGCUCUGGUCCAGACAGCUGUUGCAUUCUCUCUGCCUUUUUUUUUCUAAUCACAGAAACACACAGAUUUCGACCCCUCCCUGAGCUAUUUGUCUCAGUCUGUCUAGGGCUCUCUUGUAGAGGUAGUGUUGAGUAAACUGCUUUGUUGCAACAGCCAGCCUAAUGCCCACUUGACCUCUCAGAGGCCCACAGAAGUCCUAAGCCUCUGAGGUGCAUUACAGAGCGUUGACAUGAUAUGACACAGACACACGACCCAGUAUCAGUCUUGACCUGGAAUGAUGGCCUGACUCUGUUGUUUCCACGCUGCAAAGGGUGAUGAACAUUCUUGGCGUAUCGCUCGCAUCCUGUGCCCCUCUUCAUCUGAGGGUGUAGCUUUAGCAUUGGUCACAGCAUUUAUCACCACCCACUACACAGAGACCCAGUGAUACAGGAAAUAUUGGGAUAGUUUACUACCAGCAAAUGAUGCUUGGGAGGAUAUACUCAGGUUGUUGGAUUUUGGAUGCGAAAUCACGACUUCAUCAACUCGGUAAUAACCUCUUAAAUUGUAGAUUUUAAAUGUUUUGCGGAUUCCAGCUGUUUGUCACUAACAGGGAGGGUUACCUGAUGUUUGCUUGACUUGCUGUAAUUUCAGUUUUAGUAUCAGAAAUGCCAGGAUAAUCAAACAUAUCAGUAUACAGGUUUCCUAUGCAAGUAUGGAAAAGUAUGGAAGUAAUUUGAUCAAUUUCCAGGUCUUAAAAAGUAUGGAAAAUGAAAAAUAAAGAAAAAAUAUUUAUGUUUCCAGACUAUUACCACAGUCAUAAAAUUCUGUUUUCUGAAAUAGCAAAGUAGGUAUUUCCAGAAAUAAUUCUGAGAAGUAGGGUAUGGAAAAGUAUGGAAAUUCCAACUGUGUAGGAACCCUGAGUAUAUCUUAAGGUCUUCAAUAAGUCAGUUGCUUUGUAGGUGCCCAGCAGCGUUACAAGUGUAGAAAACUCCUUUUAUUACUUUAUUUUAAUUUACCCUGAUUGGCUUGGUCUUGUCUUAUACUUAGGAAAGUGGCUUCAGUUGAAGAUGCAGUUUUACAUCUUUAUUUAAAUAUCAGGAAUUAUUUCAAUGAAAUGCAUUUUUCAAAUCAUCGUCAACAACUUCAGCUUCUCCAAACUUCUCUUAUAAUCAGACUACAGGUCCUUUCACACCAGGACCGUUUUUGUCGUGCAAUUAUUUCGGACUUCAGUAUCUUUUUUCGAACCCAUAUACCGUCAAUACAAGCGUUCACAUCAGCGACGUUUUCCCGUUCUGCGAUAUUGCGGCAUUUAUUUUUUCUGAUCAUGGUCGAUUUUUCUAAAGUUUCACAUACUGUGUGUCCACUUCUGACCAAUCAGAUUUCAUGUUGUUACGACGUCAGAUUCACCGGUAUAUCCAACAUGGCCGACUGGCUGAUUGUUUAUGAUCGUUUACACAAACAUUACAAAGAUAACGAUCUGAAGGACAAUUUGUGGAGAGUCAUACCGUUAGAUAUCUGAUAUGACGUUAGUUUGUGUGCUUUAACAGUUUGCUAAACGUCUUUGUUUUAACUUUCAUCUGUGCUAACGUAAGCUAACGGUUGUUACCACAGUUUCAUGUGCUUACCUGGUACUGGCCCUGUAGCUCUGUAGGUGAAGUCACGUAUUCACACAGAUAAUUUUUUUUUUUUUAAACCUUCAGAUAAAUUCUAGGGAAUUCUUAUUAUCAUUUAUUCUCAGAUACACAGUGAUGUUUUUCACACCUGGAAGCGUCCCAGCAUGACCACAGUCUAAUAGGGUUGAUUACGAACAGGCUGCAGACAGUGGAGUGACAGCAGGAGCAGACUGUGGUUUGUAUUCGGUGUUAUAUCUAAGCCCGUCUUGCACUGUAAGGGUUUUCCUGAUCAAUAUCAAGUCUUCUGAAGCUAAGCAGCUUCCCUCAGUGAAUAAACGCAGUGCAGGCACAUUAUAAUUACUGCCCCUCCCACACAUUAAGGAUUAAGUCCAGGAAUCUGCCCCUCCGAAGACAGAUAGAUUAGCGGCUCACCUAAUGCCACAUGAGAUGUCGAUUGACUGCAAGCAUCUACAGUGAAGACGGUUCGCUCUAAAGCAGUUUACAGUCAUUGCUACAUUUGGAAAUAUUUGUACCAGCUUUUCCAUGCGGGUAUGUAGACGACACCAAAAUGGGCGGUUUUGGUCGUCUGCUGGAUUGGAAUAUCUCCCCUCAGGAAUCCCAGGAUAAGCUUCAGUUACUCACAUCCUGCCCACAGUGGACUGGGAUCCCUUCAGCACAUCAGCCCUUCACUCUGUCAUUAGCUGUCGGCAGCAGUGGACUACAUUUCCCAUUAGGAAACAAAGCCCCCUCCACAGCAAUUAAUGGAUUUUUAAAGAAUUCUUGGAAGAACUUUUAAGCAUGAUUUGCUGGGCAACCAAUCACAGUUGGCGGUAUGCCCAGGCAGGCUCCUCCCUCAUUCAUCUGACAGGUACAUCGCUGCUUAUGGUGCUGUAAAGUGCUGUGGAAAUUACAUCGUCUAUCUACCAUGAAAUCAUCUCCCUUCCUCCUCUUAACCUCACCAUCAGUUUUUAUAAUAGGCAUGUCUACGUCACACGCUAGUGAUUCAGAUAAAACAACAGGGAAAGAUAACACUGAUUAAUCUGUGCUGCUUUUUCUGGCUCUGCACACUCAUACAUACAUAUGUGCUGAGAAUGAAGAGCAGAGAGAUGACUUUGGUUAAACCACCUGGUCAUGGAUUACAAAUGUGCACAAAUGUAAAGUUAAAAUUAAUUUGAGCUAAAUUAUAUUUUUAGAAGAGAAAAAUAAAGAACAGAAGGGUGGAGGAGGAAAAUAAGACAUUUGAAAGAAGAAGCAUGCUGAGGGAGUCUUUUGGGAACUCAUCAGUUUAUUAGCUUUAUUGUCAGACAAAUGACCUUAUCUUUUUAGUUUAACUUUGUUUGCUUGGGUCCACAUGACCCUCUUCUCGCAACCUUAUUAACUGGGUCGCAGAUGUCUUAGCCUAAUAUAACAUUGGCACAAAAGAGUUCGUUUUUUUUUUUUCUUUUUAAAUUUAUUAGAGAUUUAAUACUGAAAGUUUUUUGUUGCUCAGAACCAAAAAGAACUGACAUCAAGUGUCUUUUUCAGUCCAUCUCAGAAAUUCAAAACCAAUUCAAAGUUGGAACCAGAGCUGAUUUCUUAGUGGCUGAUCUGUGGUCUGUUCUUACCACUUUCCUGCUUGUUUAGUUCUUCUCACUCAAACCCAUCUGCUUUCUUUUUCAUCACUCAUGCUCACUUUUAUCUCUCACCCCCAUCCUGUCCCCUCAAUCCCACCAAACACUGGACGUAAAGAGACGUGCAGAUCAAGUCAUUAUUGGGUCGGUCCGUCAAAGACCACAUUUAGACGUCAGUGCGACGUGCAAAUUAGUUUAGAAAUUCCGACGUCCAAAUUGGACCUCUUUAAGACGUCGCUCUGACGUUAAGAAUUGGACGUCAUCUGAAGACCAAAUCUAGACGUCGGCACAACAUGCAAAAUGGAUCCAAGAUUUAGACGUCACUAUUGGACUUCUUUUAGACGUUGAAAUGACGUCCACAUUUGUACCUCAUUGUCAAAAAAAUAUGUUAAAUAGGUGUCAUUUCGACGUCGCAUUGCGCAGUGGGAUUCUUCAGUCACACUUCCUUUUCAGUCCUAUCAGAGCAAGUUUUGUAACACAAUUUUUUGUUUUUUCUUGUUCUUGUCCCCAUUUUGUUUCUUGCUGAUCAUAUAUCCAAAAAAAACCAAAAACUUCCACAUACGUGCGUGUGCACAUCAGAGAGAGAGAAAGAGAAAGCGAGAGAGAGAGAGAGAGAGGGAGUGACCUGGCUACUUUAUAUUUAGCAGCUGUGCCAUUUUCCAGCGCCCAAGUACUGCAGAGCACAGGGGACAUGAUGUGUCUGUGCAGCUAAACUUGCAGUUUGACAAAAGAAGUCAAACACUUGCUGUCAGGUAAGACUUGCACUGGAGGUUGUACUGUCAUGUACAGUUUCAUUGUCAGUCUUUUCAUAAAAAGUAUGUCAGCUUCUUCAGAUAUUCACAGUCCAAUGUCAUUUAGACGAAGAAAAUAAUUCACUGAACUAGAUAUUGGGCUGAUCAUUGAGAAAUGCGCACUAGUUUUAUGUAAGCAAAGUGAUAGUGUGACUGCAGUCCUUCCCAUAUCUUUCUCUACUUCUACACAUACUAGUACACAUAUGUAGGGGUUUCCUGUGAGUCAUUACGCCCAUAUUUGUUGUAGUCUUUUUCUUUGACCUUUGGUUAUCUUGUUGCUUGGUGACUGCCAGCCAACCAGACUGUGAGUUUGUGGCUAACAUUAAAAAGACGGUUCAAGCCUCAGACUUAUGCUUUUUCACUGACAAAAGGGUAUAUUUGAGAAAUAUUAACAUGUAUUUUGUACAAUCAUGAGGUGUUGGAAAUCAACAUCCCCUUCAAGGCCGAGACCACCAGUAAUAACACCCACAUAACUCAAGUUUUUUCAUCAGUGUAAAACUGCAAUCACAAUCGAGACAUACAAAACAAAAAGUACCUGAUGCUCACUCGCUGCAUUUCCUACGGCUGGUUUAAAAAAAGGAGUAAUUUCUAGACUGCUUCCUGGCAUCAAUUCCCACUCAGUGAUCUUAAUAUUUGUACUUCAAAUGUGAAUAAGAAUAUUUGCAAGAGUUUGUGCUGUUCCCAUAAACCAGCUACACCAAGUUUUCUGUUUCAGCCGUUGCCUAAGGUUUACACACAUCAUCUAAAACAUUUGGAGACAGUGUCCAGUAAACCAAACACAGCCUACACACAACUUAAUCUUCAUUUUCUAGUUCAAAACAGCGUCAAACUGUGCGGUGUUUAGAAAUGUCAUUGAUUACUUUUGCUUGUUUACAGCCAGAUAGGAGAGCUUUGUAGCAUCAUAGUAUUCAACAGUAACCAGAGUUAAGGCCCCAGCUGCUGGUGAACGCCUGCUACAGCUUAAACACAACAUUCGCACAAAAACAAAUUCAGUAAGAUUCAACUGCAACAUAUUAUUUGAAUGGUUUGAAAAGCUACAAAAUAUUUACAGCUUCUAGGGAUUCCUCAGGGUGUGUUGUACCAGUUUCCCUAUCUCGUUUUUUGUUAUUCGCUGUUUGUAAUACUUAGUGUACAAUACAUCAACCAGUGAUGACUGAAAAAAUGACUGUCAAUAGUGAUUUGAUUUCCUUCUUUCUCUUACAUAAAGAGUGAAAUCUGGUCCAUGAGUGGGUCCCAGAAAUAGUGAAAACAAAAGAGCCUCCGUCUGAACCAACCGUCUAUCGUGCAUCAUCUUUUAAAGAACCACGAGCUCACUGUCCUCAGGAGCACAGCGGGGGGAAUGUAGUCGAUCAUGUUAAUUUGUAUUUUGUGGCACCCUGAGGAAAGUUGGGAGACAAAUGAGAGAAGGAUAGAGGAGUAAAAAUAGAGACAGGUCCUGAUUCUCAUCCAUCUUCUCUGGUCGCGAAGAAGAAUUAGCAUCCUCAUUAGCAUACACUCAUAAAGACGACAACAUGCUGAGAUCAGAGAGUGAUAAUACACUCCAUGUGCCUGAAAUGUGUGUGUGUGUGUGUGUGUGCAUCAUAAUAAUAGUACAUGGUCUACCAAGAGAGAGACUGCACACUCCUCUCUACUCAUUAUGUAAUAUGCGCUAACAGUUGUGUGAGUGUGAGGAUGUGUGUGUGUGUGUGUUUCUUUCUCUACAGUAGUGAGCAGGUUGGAGCAGACUGAACAGAGAGUGUGCAGGACUUGAAUAUCAAGCUAAAACAAGAUUCUUACUCUCAUUACAUAAGAUUUAAGAAAUCAGUAAUAUUAUUCUGAAUAUUGAUCUGUAAUUUAUUGUGAUGAAAAUUGUUUCAUUUUUUUUCCGUUGAUGAUUGUCCAUAGCAACAAUAACCUGUGUAGCCCUCUUAAAAUGAGCUUAACCAGCUGUUACUCAUGGUGGGAUGGACAAUGUGAGAUGUGUUGUGAUGUUGGAUAUAGAGGAACCAGGAAUGGAUAAUCUUAUGUAACAAAGAGCACAUGAUUUUCAUGCACAUACUUAUUUUGAGAUGAACAAGUCGUGGUCUGAUUAGAGUUCAGAGGUCGUUACAGUUAAUUAUGUUCUUUCAGUUUUCAUGCAUACAACAAAGCCUGCUGACUUGUGAUUGGUCAACAAACAUACUACGAACAAAAAUGAGGAUUCUUCCCAUGUUGAAAAUCCACACCCCUAAGGACAGAGUACAGGGUGACACAUUUUCAAAGACUCAGACCAGAAAAAAACAGACCUCUGUUCACUAAAACCAGAGCUCUGCUCGCCUGAAGGAUAAACUCUUUUUCCAUUUAUCCUCCUGUGCGAGCCGAGGUUGAGCUGCAAGUUUAAUCAAUUUGGGGAAUUAUGUGUCUAUACAGGCUUGUUUGAACAGGUUCUUACUCAGUGAAUGUCCCCUGAUAGUCAUCCAUUUACUUCUGAACAAAAUAUUAGCAGCACAUCAGGGGCAUAUUUGGCACAAUCACACCCACAAGAUGUAGCUUGACAUUUAUAGGCUGCCAAUUUAUACUUAAGAUUAUUGCUACGGAGCUCCGUUGGUGCGGGAAUUCUCUUGCUAGCCAUUAAGUGCUUUAUUCAUUUAUUCCAGACAAACCAGUCCAACACAUCAGACCUUGAGUACAGUAGAAGAGAAUUAUUUUUUUCAUCAAGACAGAGUUACAGUCAUUAGCAAGCUGGCUUAAAGUCCCACUUCGAUUGCUUUUUUUUUUUUUACUACUUGAAGUGUACUCAGUGGUCCUUAAAUUGUGAUUAUGAAUUUUUUUUAGCCAAAAUCACGUUAGUUAUUUCAUUUUCAAGAGCUUUUCUUCUGCAGAGCUCCAGUAGCUCAUUAGCAAUUCGCCUCUUUGUCAUGGGCGGAGACAGCGCUACUCUGCACACUCCUCUUCAUGCUAACUUAACAGAGCUGGUGCAGCAGAAGUGUCAGGUAACAUAGGAUCUAUUAAGUUCUCAGACACUAUUGUCUUCUGGACAUGAUGAAAGCUAAUAUCAUCAUAUCACACAGUUGUUCUUUGAUCGUCGGAGGCGGAGCUUGCAUUUGUGACAUAGGAAAUCCCACAGUGUCUGAACCUGCUGUUUGGGUCUGUGAGGGGUUCACAGCGAUUUGAAUGCAGAAAUACUCAGAAAUGCACUCAGUUUCUUUUAUGAUAUGUCCUGUAGCAUCAGAAAAAUGCUGUAUGAACAUAUAAAAACAUAAUUUUUUAUUGGAGUGGGUCUUUAAGGUAAUGUCAAGCUGCUCACUUUAAUUUGGUUUAUGCCUGAGAGGUACAAGCACUUAUAGACCGUGAUUUGAAGGGGAGUGCCAGCGUUGGUUUGACUGAAAGAUACCAAAGUAAGUCAAACUGGGUGAAGAAGACUCUACUGUAUAUUUGUUUUCCUUUUUCCUCAACCAGCAGCUUGUUAGUCUCCUGGAUAGUGACAAUGAGAAUUUUUUUUUUUUGCAAAAGCUGAAGAAAAGAGGAAAUUGAGAUUUGACCUAUCUCAAUUUCACUACUAUAUACUUGUGGUGAAACAGGGAGAUAAUUCCACUGUUUGUGUGGUAAGAGAACCAAUUAUUAAUGGGUCAGUUGUUCAUUGUUUACAAAUGUAAGUGACACUAUUUAGCCGUGUUAGUGUUUUGUUUUUCUGCUGGUGCUUACAGUGUCUCUGUGUGUGGCAGAAUGUCUUCAACUAUUUGAUCUGUUUACUUAAAGCUUCAUAAAGACAUUUGCGAUGCCCAGAAGAGGAAUUCUUACAAGAUUAGUUAUCCCGUGUCAUUAUCAGGUGUUGCUUUUAUUCCUAACGUUUAGUCCUUCAGUUUAGUGUCACUUCCAUCUCCUGUGUUCGUUAUAAUAAUUAGCCAGUGUCGUGCUGCUACGAUUAAAAAAACUACACCUGCUCAUUAUUGAUGUGAGUGUGUAAUCAAACUGACACUGCUUUAUGUUUUCCAACUAUUAAAACCUACUGGUAGUUGUGAAAAAUCACUAGCUAUGUUUUUGCUUUAACUGAGCUGAUGAGAACUGAAGUGGCCUGUGGCAUUUGAUGUUGCUUUACCCUGUUUCACCUCUGCUACAGCGAGAGCGACAACAGCUUUUGGUUUCCCUUUAACCUCCCCUCACUUUGGCCUCCCCACUUUGGUCUCUCCAAUCACAGCUGCUACACUUCCUCUUGUUCUGUGUAUUCUUUAUUGGUUGGUGAGCGGGUGGCUUAUUGAUGUUAACUCAUGACGCAUGACCCAUCUAAAACAAGAGUCAAAAAUGUGCUCGUCUCUGGAGUGGAAGGUGACAAAAUCUGCCCUCGACAUUUUCUCUCACAUGGGGUAAAGAGUCGGGAGAUGAACUCUUGUUAUUCUUUCAUUUUAACCUUUUUUUCUUCUUUUAAUCCUCACAGGUUUCAGAAGAAAUGAGGAGAUGAGAGCAAUGGAGGUUCUUCCCAUCCUUAAAGAAAAAGUUGCCUUUUUGUCAGGUAAGAUAAUUUAUGUGUCUAGUUUUAUAAGUCUGUGAAACUCAGCUGUCUAAUCAUGGCAGACGAGACUAAUGGGACAUGAAGUAGAAACCUCGCUUUGCAUAUCUGCACAGCUUGCAGGUAUUCUGCACACAUUAAGCUUAGUCUGUUUUGUAGCUCUUUCUUGCUUCCUCUCUGUUACACAUACACACACACACUAACACACCCCCAAUGGAUAUAAUUACAAGCGUGUACUCUGCCGGAAAAAUCUCAAGGGGUCAAACUCAGGGCCCAGACACUCAACUCUUCGUACUUCUCCGCAUUUGUACAUGGACCGCUCAGAUAUCUGAAUCUGCUGCAGGAGCACAGAGUAUGAGACAGUGCAGUGAUUUUUUUUUUCCCUUCCAAGGAAAGUAAAGCUGCUUCUGACACACGCAGACACACACACAGACACAGACAUGUGCAGACACACUCACACAAACUCAAGAGCCCUGCAAGGGGGGACUCACAGGGGGUCAAGCAGGGGAUAAGGAGAGCCAAGAACAUCUAGCAGGAUUAUUCCUAAAACCCACCAAACAUUAUUCAGCACAUGCAUGUGUGUGUGUAUGUGUGCGUGCAUGUGUGUGUGUAUGUGUGAUAAAGUGUGUAUUAUCUUCAUAUGCAUUUAUGUGCUGAUUGACCAGUAGAUGACAGCAGAAUCAGAUGGGUUAACAAAAUAAAAUGUGUAUCCUGUGUGUAUUUAUGUGCAAAAAGAGUGUGAUAACAACACACUCUUUUUGGCCUCCUUGUGUGUGUGUGUAUGUGUGUGUGUGUGUGUGUGUGUGUGUGUGUGUGUGCGCAAAGGUCAUCGGCAGUAACACUGAUAAGAACUGUGACUCAGACAAACACUAAAAUUCUCAGAGAGAGAGAGAGCGGCGGAGAGGGAGUAAAAAGAGAGAGGAAGGCAGGGCGACGUUGCCAUGGAGAUGACUUACUCUCUGCCACUGCAUCCCAUAGUAGUCGCUUGAGGAAUAAUUGGCUUUGAAAUGAAGAAAGGAGGACGGUAGAGGACGGGCUGAUGGUGGAGAAAAAAAAAAAAGAGGGUAAAUGAGCUAAGCCUAUUACCCUGAAUCUGGCCCCUUGAUAAAUUGCCCAUAUUUGCCCUCACUCAUGUUUGCCUGUUUGCCACGUGAACGUUUGAUUUCCUCCUCUGAGCGGCUGGGCCCACAGGCACACAGCAGCCUGACUGAACUUACUAAUUUGAGUGCCGAGUGCAGCCGUUCUGUGUUUACAGCUAGCACGUGAGGGGAGCAGCUCGCUGCUUCCGGAGCUGGUCAGGAAUUAAAGCACGAAAAAAAUGUCUCUAUCAUGACACCAGAUAAUCAUUAUUCAGUGUGUUUAUUUCAUAAAAACAGCAAAUGCCACCUAACUAGUAAUUAAAAUGACAAAAUAAUAUUCUAAGAUACAAGGCUCAUCGAGGCAGAAAUCCUGUUGAAAUAAAGAUAGCAGAUAGAGGAGGGAGCAGAUGGAAGAGAGAGACUGAAUAAAGCACAGUCCAUUUGUCUGUGGCUGUAUGUCUCUGAAACUUGUGCAAAGGUUUUGAUUUGCUUUAAUUCUUAUUGCAAAGCACACAUGGGUCAGAGCUACUGAUGUAGAUUUUUCUUGGACAGAAACACAUUAUAUAAUACUAUGUUAGGCUUUGUCAAGGCUCUGUCUGGACUGAACGUGUCCUUGUCUCUAGAUGUCAUCUUUUUACUGUUUAAAGUCCCACUCUUAUCAUUUUUUUUCUACUUUAAGUGUUCUCAGUAGUUUUUAAGUUGUGACUAUGAAGUUUUUAGCCAAAAUCACAUUAUCUAUGUCAUUAUCCUGUCAUCUGUCAGGGCUUUUCUUCUGCAGAGCUCCAGUAGAUCAUUAGCAAUUUGCCUCAUAGUCGUGGGCGGAGACAUUGCUGCUCUGCACACUCCUCUUAAUGCUAGCUUGUAGUCUUACAUUGCUGGUGUCGUAGAAGUAGCAGGUAACGUAGUAGCUAUUCUUUACGCUAGCUUGCAGCCUAGCAUUCGGUGUAGUCGAAGUAGCAGGUAACAUUGAGCUAUUCAGCUCUCGGACACUAAUGUCUUUAGGGGCAUGGUGAAGGUUAAUAUCAUAAUUAGCUUUCUUACAAACAUUGCAAUCCGCUAACGCACAGGCUUGUUCCGUAGGAUGAAAUGGGGAAGUCCACGCCCCCAACCCGUUUGAUUGGUUCCUACACAAUCUCUCACUUCUACCUCAAAUGCGCCCCCUCCUGUUUUAAAUUUCACUGCAGUUACAUCGUCACCAUGAAACCUUACCCUUACCCCAACCCUAAUCCUAACCUUUACUAACCUCACCCCUAACCCCUACUAUAGCUUAUAACUCUCCCCCUUUCCUAUCAGAGGAUGAAAAACAACAGGCGAGAAAAGAAGAGAUGCUGUAGGAGCCAGUCAAAUGUGUUGGGAGUGUGGAUUUCCCGAUUUCAUCUUACAGAAAAAAAUUUAGCGUCCUGCGAUUGUCCGCUCUAUUUCUCUUAAACUGGCCAGCAUAGCAGCGCUCUGGGGGCGGAGCUUGGAUUUGUGACAUAGGAAAUCUCACUCAAUCUGAGCCUGCCGUUUCUCAUGAUGUGUCUUGUAGGGUCAGAAAAAUGCCAUAUGAACAAGUAGACAACAAAAAAAACAUGAUUUUUAUCCGAGUGGGUCUUUAAGCUUUUUUAAGCAUCCUCUUUUCCAGUUUAGUGGUGUCUGCCUUGUGUUCUUUGAUAGGAGAUAUUAAUUCAAAUCAAUUGUUGCCAGCCUGUUUAAUUUCGCAGCUCAACGUCUCAUAUUUAACAAGCCAGUCCAUCAUUUGCUGGAUUACUUUAUGCGUUACAAAAACGAACGUCUCAGUCCAGUCAUAUUUUUGUGGAUAAAGUGACAUUUUUAUUGAUUUAAGAAAAUAUGCUGGUUUAAAAAAAAAAUUUUGAUUGUUGUUGCGGUUUUGUGAAUUUUGUGAAGCAAACAAAAUGGAUGUACAUUUAAUUUGACAUGAUCAGUCUUGUUCUCGCUCUCAUUUGACUGUGUGUGUAUUAUUUUGCCUCAGGUGGCAGAGACCGACGCGGAGGUCCGGUGUUAACGUUUCCAUCACGCAGCAACCACGACAGAAUACGAACUGAUGACCUCAGGAGACUGAUAGCCUACCUCGCAGGCAUCCCCAGGUAGCACAAUUUUUCAUUUCAUCUGAGAGAGUAUGCAUGCAUGUCAUUUAUCUAAAGACAAGGAGAACCAAUGACACAAAACCAAGCCAAUGCUCGUAGCAAGUGGACGAGGCUCUGCAAGACACGUGAGAGAGCAGAACGGAGCAUGUGAGGGGGUGAGGGAGAAAUGCAGAGAGAAAUUAUUCAAGACCAGUUUGCUUGCCGCAGCUUCUCUGCUGCCAAAACCCAGUCCUAGUGCCAUGGUAAGAUGCUGAGGUAGAGAGGGGAAGCCAGAGCUAAGAGAGGGAUGUAAUACAGCAAACAAAUGAGGGGAGGAGGAAGGGAGAGAAAGCAGUGUGAAGAGGGAGAAGUGGAGAGGGGGGGUUAAAACUGACAGGGAAGGAGAGCGCAUGCGUGAGGAGGUGUGUGCGAGCGAGCGAGGGAGCGAGCGAGCAAGUGUGCGUGUGUGAAAGCAAAACAAAGUGUCGCAGUAGCUGAGGCAGUGCAGCAGCAGUAGUUUCUGUGGACGAGUAGCUCCUCGCCUCACAGGUAAAAAGAAACAUUUCUCCACUCUAGAUUUCUGUGAAUUCAUCUGUCUCUUUAAGCUGGUGUAUGUCUCAUCCCUCCAUCUGUCCUAAUCCAUCGAUCCUGUCUCUGUCAACACUCAUCUCCAUUUCAGUCACUGUUCCGUCUCCGUGUGGUUUCAAAUCAAUCGAUUCACUUUUAAUUAUAGCCAAACAUUUUCUUUUUUCACUGUUUAACCGCUUCAGGCAUUCAUAACAUCACUGCCAUCAUGUCACGUUUUUGAUAUCUUGUCAUCAGUGUUGAUUUUUGAUGGCCAGAGGUGUUCUAUUUUGGGAGAGGCAACAUCUGCAGGCAGCUGCACACUGGCUUUUGACUAACAGCCUGUUAGAGAGUGAGAGGGAGAUGUCGCUAAAAAGUAUGGAGUUUUUUUUAAGAGGUGCAAGAUUAAUAAAUGUGUGUUGCUAAUAUUUAUAUUGUCAGUUGAAGAGAUCUAAAAUGCUUCAAACCACUGAAGAGAAAAGGAGCAGUCUGAGGUUGUGAGAGAAGUGUAAGAAACAUUUUUCAUUCUUAUAUUCCAUAAAUAACAUUUUUUUUUUUCUUGCCGUGUCUGAUGUCAUUCUGUAAUUCUUGCAGAUUUGGGGUCAGGUGUGUGCAGCAGAUGUGGUUUAUUUCUGCGUGCACGGUUAUGGGAUAAUAAUGUCGACCCCAUAGGGAAUUCAUGCUGCUGAUGCACAAAUGUGCUGAUUUAUAUUUUUAUACUUCUGCACACAUUUGUGAGUCAUUUGUCACAGGUUUGUGUGUGGGUGUGUGUGUGUGUGUGUGUGGGUGGUUGUGGGGGAUGCGUGUUUGCUGCGUAGGCUAGUUCUCACAGUAUAGAAAAUGCGUCAUCACACUGUUUGUUUUGAUUCCCUCCGUUCUUUCCCUCUUUUUCAAUCUGUGUCCCUCUUCUCUUAUCAUCUUUCUCCUUCCCCUUCAUCCCUCUCUCAUCCUUUCCCACGCCUGUCAUCUGUCUCUUCUCUCUCUCACUGUCUCUGGAUUAUGCUCUCUACAAUCCCUCUCUGCCCCUCCCUCACAUCCUCCCUCCUUCUCCUCUUUUUAAUUCCUCCCACUCUUGUCGACCUCCAUCCAUUCCAGCGAGGAGGUGUGUAAACAUGGCUUCACGGUCAUCGUUGAUAUGCGCGGCUCCAAAUGGGAUAGCAUCAAGCCUCUGCUGAAGAUCCUGCAGGAGUCCUUUCCAUCCUGCAUCCACGUCGCCCUCAUCAUCAAACCGGACAACUUCUGGCAGAAGCAGAGAACCAAUUUCGGCAGCUCCAAGUUUGAAUUUGAGGUAAAGAAAUCAAGACUUAAGUUGUUUUGCGUUAGAGUGAAGCAUUUGGGGGAAUAGUGCGCAAUUUGAUUAUCUGGUUAGUAAGUUGCUUGCACAUUUGUUUUUAACCCACUUACACUCUUCACAACACUUCUACUGUUAUUUAGAUUUAAAAGAAACAAAGCGUGUUUCAUUUUAAAUGCUGUACAAUGAGGCAUGCACAACAAACUGUUGCAGUCCUGAUGUGAGGCUCAUAGUCAAAGCUUCAUGGCGCUGGUGUGAUUAUUUACCGAGGCAAAGAGCUUAACUUUUGUUUUUGAUUUGACGUUUAAAAAUUGUGAUUCAGGAGAACGAACGCCUCAAUUUUCCUGUUUGCUGUAUUAAAGCAGCAGAUUAAAAAUGUAGAACAAAAGUCAACCUGAUUCCCCCUGAUUUGCUGUCAGCUGAGCUGUGAUCACGACUGCAGCAGCAAGCCGAGCUGCUCAUCGUCAGCACAUUUCAUUAUUUUUCUCCCCACUGUUUCUCCAGCCAGCUGUCUACCAGAGGAAACAAAUCAUCAAAUUCAAACCCUCAAACAAGCACAAAGCAGAUCAUGAGCACCGGCAUAUGUAAUGCUGACUGUCAGAGCACAUUAUCACCGCUUAUUCAGUGAUGAAUUCUAUUUUCAAGCGAGGACUUUUUCUUAUUUGGGAUUUAUUUCAGUGGCUCGACCUGGUACAUAACUGAAAAAGGACUGCAGGGGUUUAUCAGUGAUGUGUUUUUUUUUUGCUGUUGAGGCUGUAAAGAUGCUGCUGUGUGAUGUGGAGUAAAUGCUCUGUAAUGAGGACCAGAUAACAACUUUCAGCCCUCAAUUUGGUCUGCCUUUAAAGAGCACCCCUCACUGCGAUAAUGAGGAGCCUUUUGAAGAGACGUAUGUACAUUGAUACAAACCCAUGUACGAUUCUGUUUCUCUGUACAGUAUGUACUUCGAUGCCCGUCAAGUGUGUUUCUGAGGCAGUCAUGUGGAAGCAGCACUAAUUGCUCACAUGGCUUUGCUCACAGGUCCGCUGUGGUCUGAUGAUAUCAUAUUGAUUCUUUGAGAGAGAGGAAUAGGCAGAUGCCACAGGGCAGGUUACAAUUACCCACAAGCUGUCCUGACGGACCACAAGGGACAAAGUGUUCAGCGGAUCCACUGCAUGUGUUCCUGUCUUUAUAUAUCACCCUCUGACUGCAUACCUCACAUGUAUUUUAGAGAUUUAUGUAAAACUGAACAUCUGAGCAAACAGGUUUUUCUUUUUCAGUAUUUUCAGCUGAUCAACUCUAAGCACACAUGUUAUUGAUUGUUACCGGAGCAGGCAUGUGUCUCAGUGUGCGCACAAAUGAUUCUCUCUCUCCUGUGGGCAAAGAAGAGAAAAAACGCAGAGGAUGUUGCAGAAUCAAAAGACGACAACCUUGACUUUUAGUGUUGAUGAAUUGUUGGGUUCUGUAUGGGGUGAAAACUACACCCAAUAACCCUGACAACUCCCCCUCUCUCCAUUCAAGAGUACAAAUCAAUUAACUUGGACAACAAUAGCAAACAUAGCAGUAACAGUCCUUUCCCCUGUUAAGAGCCACUGUGCUUUUUUACCCAAGGACAACAAUUUGUUUCUACAUUGUUUGGCCUACACAGCUAUCUAGCUAUCGUUCCGUCUCCAUCCAUCUCUGGCCAUGUGUGUGGGGGUGUUGUGCGGAGGUGGCUGAGCAGAAACACAGAGGCACUGAGACCAAGCAGGGAGACGUUUCCUUACUGUUUUCUCUGAAAUUGAUAUUGUAAUGUAGAGUGGUUAUGUGGAAAGGAUUGGAUUCUACAUUUGAGAGAGCCAAAGGGGAGGGAAAGGGUUUUCUUGUGAUUGAUUUUUGACAUUAGGAGUCAUAUUUACAAUAUGUCCUGAGAGUGUAUGCAAUCAUGUUUGGAACAAGCAGAUUCUGUAAAAGGUUGUUUUCCUCCACUGUAAAUUUGUACGUGAUGCAGGGAGGCUGUAGGGUGACAGUAGGAAAAGACUGAGGUGUGCUUAAGCAGGGCUUGACACUCACUUUUUUCACAAGGAGCGUAUGCGCUCUUAAGUUAAAAAGUAAGGAGCACACAAAAAACUUUAGGGGCACAUUAGAAAUUGAUCGAAUAAUGUGUGUCUUAUCUGUCGACUUAAAUACUAUUAUUUGAAAUCAAUUUUAGGUCACAAUUGGUCACAUGACAUGGAAGCUAUUGAAGGAAAACAGCCAUUUUUGAGAGCAUCAACUGGUAAUUUAUUGAUGGUCCCUUAUUCGACACCCAACGUUGACAGCGAGGAUGCAGAGUAGAUUUAACCGCGCUGCUGUUGCUAUUCCCGGUUAUAUAGAGUGAGAAGACACCGGUAGAUCCGUAGUGAAUGUCCAUCGAAUAUCCAACCUAAAACUCACUUCACCGCUGUAUUUACAUGAAAACAACAUUUGUUGCCUCGGCUGAUUUUUUGUCGUGCGCACAUGUGCCCCUAAAAACAUUUUACAAUUCGCACACAUCUAUUUUAAGUCGCAAAUGUGAAAGUGAAACGGUCGCACUGUCAAGCCCUGUUAAGCCAAAAGUCGAUUUACUUGAUUUUCUAUUCUAUUUCUCAUCUAUUUCACUCACCUUUGCUCCUCAGACCACCAUGGUGUCACUAGAGGGCCUUACCAAGGUUGUCGACCCCUCCCAACUCACGGCGGACUUCGACGGCAGCCUGGACUACAAUCAUGAAGAAUGGAUAGAGGUGGGAUCAACACUCUCACCCUUGCUCUCGAGCUAAACAGAUUGGAGCAUCUAUUCUGACAUCCAUAAAAUCCUCAAUCUAUUAAAAUGCAAAGAUGCUCUGUUGUGUUGUGUGUGCAGAGAACAGGGCAAGAAACCAAACGGAUUAAAUGUGUAUUCAAUCUAAGAGUUGCAGGCAGUGUUGUGUUUGCAGCAGAAGCAAUAGCAAAGCUAAAUGAAGCCCUUUCAUGUGUCAGAUCUGCCACUUAGUUCGGAGCAUUUUCCUAAACACAGUCGCCUCCUUGCUCAGAUGUUUUGCUUUGUUCUUCUACAGGUGCGUGUAGCAUUCGAGGAGUUUUCCGGUCAUGCCACCCAGAUGUUGGCUCGACUUGAAGAGAUGCAAGAAACUGUGUCCAGGAAAGACUUUCCCCAAGAUCUGGAAGGAGCACGGCGGAUGAUAGAGGAGCAUGCUACACUGAAGAAGAAGGUCAUAAAAGCUCCAAUAGAGGAGCUGGACACUGAAGGACAGAGGUAAGACAUCCUCUUUUUCCCUUGGGACAAAGGUAAAACCUGUUUUCGCCUCUAGUAAUAGUUCAUGUGGGGCAGGCUGUAGCGCAGUGGUAGAGUCAGAUCCUCUCUUAAUUGGAAGGCCAGGGGUUCAACCCCAGGUCCCACUGCCCACAUAUUGUGUGUCCUGGGGAAGACACUUGACCCCAAACUGACCCUGCUGGCUGGGUGCAAUGUUGUGUGAAUGGGAAUAGUCAAAACUGAUCAUUACUGAGCAGGCUCUGCCAUCUUUGUAUGAAUGUGGUGUAGAUGGGUGAGUGAAACAUGUGAUACCUUGAGCAGCCAGAAGACUAGAGAAAACACGACAUAAACACAGUUUAUUCAGCAUUUGACUGUUGACUUUAUUGUUGGAAUUAGAGAUGUGAAUGUUUGGUCAAUUAAUGAUAAAACAUCACCGCACCCAUAAGUUAAAUGAGUUUAUGUUUUGUAGUAUUGUACGCCAAAAUGCACAUCACAUGUUGUGUCUGAGCUCUAGCAUAAUAAACCUAUUAAUGUAAAUCGUGCUCAAUUCAGGCUGUUUUUUUCUAGAAUUUUUUCAUCAUCUUAAAAACUAGUUAGCUGGUUAUAUUUGAAAUACCUUUUUAAAAAACAAAGAAAAUGAUCACUUGAGUACAUCUAGGGUGACCGUACGUCCUUUUUUACCCGGACAUGUCCUCUUUUUGGGGGGCUGUAAGGUCUUGUCUGGGGGAGUCCGUUUUUUGUAUGAAAGUUUUGAGUUUGUGUCGCAUGGACUUACUGAGUUAGAAGCGCAUUAAAAAUCCUCGACCCGAAAAACUCGCAAAAUUUAGUAUGCACGACUCUGUGACUCUGACCCACAUAGUCGUGUCCUCUUUUUGGGGAUUCAGAAUAUGGCCACCCUAGUACAUCCCUAGUUGUUAUUUUCUAAAAACAUUCUUAAAAAACUCUAUAAAAGGUUGAAUUAUUAUAUUGAGUCAUUCUGUAAUAAUUUGUCACAUUCAGAUGUUAUCAUAAUAAAGAUAAAUCAUUUAAAAGAAUUAAGUUAUCAGAUAUUUUGUCUUGAUUUUUCAAAAUUUAUUCUUAUUUAUUCAUUCACUUUUACUUUUUUAAGGAGAUAUUGGAAGACUGAUGGGCUGAGGGUUGAUGCGUAAUCUGUGGCUGACCGCUUCUGUAUUCGGGGCCUAUUCUCUGAACACUGAGCCCAAUUAGGGUCCCUUAUGUGCACUCAUGCCAGCAGAUGCAUUAUGGAAAGAGAGACAUUCUCAAUAUAAUCAGAGAAAAAAAAAACAUUUGCAUCCAGCAAAUGAGCUGUGACCUCCUUCAUCGAUAAACUAGCGGGGCCAGCAAAUUGGCCUCCAUUAAACCAUUUGUCUAUCAAGGUUGAUAAAAGACACCCAAACCCUUACUUAAGUGCUUAAUACACUUACUGUCCUGCUUGAACAGAAGUAUAACAUCAGCAGUUUCAUAACAGCUUGAACAAAUCUCAUCCUUGUGAAUACAGAAUGAUUAUUUAUCUACAGUUGAUGUGAUAUUUAACACAUUAAGAGAGAAAAAAGCAUCACACACAAACACAGUUUCUCUCAGGAAAACAAACACAGGCAUGAGUAAUUCAACCUCGUCAUUUAACUACAUAUUAAACCUCAUCUUCAGGUUGCUGCAGCGGAUCCAGAGCAGCGAGUCCUUCUCAAACCGCAACGGCAGCAGUGGCGGCAGCGGUGGCAGCAGCAGUAGUAGCAGCGGGAUGUGUAACGCCGACACCCAGGGUCUGGUGCCAAGGAUCACCCAGCUGUUAGAAAAACUGCACUCCACCAGACAGCACCUCCACCAGGCCUGGCAUGUCCGGAAGCUCCAGCUGGAUCAGUGCUUCCAGCUCCGCUUGUUCGAACAGGAUGCAGAAAAGGUUGGUUGGUAGCCGGUUUCAGGGUCAUUCAGCAUGAGCAGUGAUAUAGUGGUAAUCUAUAAGCGCAGUUGGUGAUCACUGCAGGGCAUAUGACUGCCAAUAUAAACAAUAACUUCAUUACAAGCAGAGAGAAGUAUUGAUUAAUGCUCAUGGACUUGUUUCCUUUUUGUCCAUCGGAUUGAACAAAAGGUUUCUCUCCCGACCACCUCCAGGUACAGGAAACAAGAGACAGAGGAUAAUAGAGUUUCUGCAGGCGCAAGGCCACCUACCCUGCCGCCAGCCUGACAGCUCAGGCGAUGACAGCUGUGGCAGAAAGUGGAAAGAGACAGGGAGAGAAAUUCAGGGAUCCAUGUUUGAGCGACGAGAAUAAAAUAGCAGGUUGCAGCAAUAGGGAGAGAGCUGCAGUCUUGGAUACACUGCAGUAGUAGGAGCUUGUUGCUAGGACACCAUAGGCCAUGAGUUGUUCUCUUGGAGAGCCUAAGAGGAUACUCUUAAUAGAGGCAGUCCAUUUCUCUGUAUACUGGCCUGGAAAGAUGACAAGUAUCUGCUCCCUGCAGCAGUACACAAACACACUCAGGGCCUCUCCACACAGCCAAGUGCCAGCUGUUUGUUUUUAACCUGCCUUUGCAACGAUCUGUGAAACUCAUCACUGAACCAUUUACUUGUGUGUAUAUGUUUUUAUUUUUGGCUCGCUCAUUUCUCUUUUUUUUUUUCUCCUCUGUGUGUCAUUUCUGUCAUCCUCCUUGCAUCAGAUGUUUGACUGGAUCAUGCACAACAAGGGUUUGUUCCUGGCAGGCUACACAGAGAUCGGCAACAACCACCCCCACGCUGUUGAGCUGCAAACCCAGCACAACCACUUCGCAAUGAACUGCAUGGUAAGACACACACAAAUACAUCCAUACGCACUCCCUCACAGCGGGUGGUAGCACUUGUCUGCCCAUUUGGACCAUUAGGUCCACGUCCUGCGAUGUACAGUCAAAUAAUUAAUGGUCUUGUGUUUGUUUGGAGCAGCCUCUGCUUGUGUACGCUUGCACAUUUCUGCGUGUUAGCAGCGGCACAAUCAGGUAUUGAAUAAUCGUAUUCUCUAUCCACAGUAGGUCUUAUGUAACCAUUAUAAAACUGUUGAGCGGAGGAAUCAAUCUAGUUGCUAGAACACUCAGAUGGAAAACAAUAGCGCUCUUCAGUAGCCCUCACUUCAGACUUGGUCCCUUUUUUACUCUAUCAGCACUUUCCUCUCGCCUUUCUUGCGUCUUUCUACUUUUAUUUUGAUCUAAGUCUCUUUUCUUAUCCUUUAUUCUCAGUCAGUGUUAAAUGUGUAAUUUGCCCACUAUUCUUUUUCAAUAAUUCUUCCAUUUUCUCUCCCCUGCGCAGAAUGUCUAUGUGAAUAUUAACCGCAUCAUGUCAGUGGGCAACCGGCUGUUGGAGUCAGGUCACUACGCCUCCCAGCAGAUCAAGCAGAUCUCAGGUCAGCUGGAGAAGGAGUGGAAGGCCUUCGCCGCUGCGCUGGAUGAACGCAGCACACUGUUGGAGAUGUCGGCCAGCUUUCAUCAGAAAUGUGACCAGGUGGGUAAAAACAACAACAAAAAAAAGUAGAGCUUAAACUAAAGAGAAAUCACAACCCCAGACUGUCUUAAAAACAGGGUUAGUUUUAGGGCUGGUGUACGACAGAGUAUUAGGGCCACAUUAAGAAAACGAUGAAUUAAGUCUCGUCAUUACUAAUGAGAAUAAAGUCAUAAUGAAGUAACGACUUACGAGAAUAGUCAUAAUAAAAUCAUUACUUACGAGAAUUAAGUCGUAGUAAAGUGAUCACUUACGAGAGUAAAGUCAGAUUAAAGUCCUCAUAUUCUAACCUGUUGUUUAAGAUGACAGUUGUUGAAAUAUGAGCCAUGGAGCAUUUCGUGAAAAUGUACCUCAAUAUAGGUUUCUUUAACAAGGAGCUACUUAAUCUUUUGGCACAUCAACACCACAUUAUCGUAAGUAUCAUUAUGAUUUUAUUACGACUUUAUUCUCGUAAGUAAUGAUUUAAAUACAACUUUACUCUCGCAAGUAAUUACAUUAUUACAACUUUAUUUUCGUAAGUUAUGAUUUAAUUACGACUUUAUUGUCGUUAGUAUUGACUUUAUUCUUGUCGGAGAACACCUACAUGCCAAGCUUUAGUUCCUGUUAUACAGCUGUACCUCCCACAGCUCUACACAUUGUGAUCGUGCACAAUGUAUAUCAUCUCUACGUUGCUGGGAAAAGAGCAAGUGAGGUGCAUGAAGUGUAAACUUACUCUAGACUUCAUCUCCAAGUCUAAAUUCAUUUUUUGGUGUGGUGUGAAAUGAACAGACCCAUUCAGGAACUGUUUGAUUCAUUUCCAAAUAUUAUCUGUCAGUGGAUCUUCUUAUCCCUCUAUUGGCACAGAUCUAUUCUUUUUGAGUGAGGCUCAAAAGGACCCAGAUUUGGUGAAACUGCAUUUAAUAUAAAUCAGAAACUAGAUGAGAUGCUGACCCGUAUGUUGCCCAGCACAGAAAAGUACAGUAUAUGCACGCACUGGGCUGGUGUAAAAUGCCCAUUUGGCCUUAUUAAGUCCAUAAAGCCUAAAUUAUGCAUGCAUGGUAUUAACAUAUAGCUACUUAUAUUCACACAUGAAAAAUGUAAGUCAUGUGUUGGUGAUGCCUGUUAUGUCUGUCUGAGCUCAUUAGUCGUACCGUUGUGGAGUAAUUCAUGACCCUAAAAAGCAGAAGGGAUGAUCUGAACUUUCCAACCUGGACUAGUGCUGUCAUCAAAGUAGUCUUUCAUGUUUGUGAGCUUGAGCAGACUCAGCUUUAUUCUCAGAGGUUUCCCCCCAACCUGUCCUGACCCAUAUAGAAAAUAAAAAAGCUCGUUUCAAUUCUUUGUUCUAUUUCUGUGCGCGAUUCCAUUUAUCAUGGGAGAUACAUCGGAAACAGAAUAAUGAGAUCAUUUCACCCCUCUGAAGUUUCCUGAAGGGUACCCUUGUUUACAGGUUUGUUUUCCUACCUCCCACAGUUGGGUACAGGAAGUUUAAGAAGUCAUAAAACUGCACACUCAACGUAAGAGAACCAAUGACAAUUCAUUUGGACAUUUCUGGGUGUUUCAGUUUAGUAAAUCGGGAAAAUAGAUCUUCCUGAGGUUGUUUUGCUGCACUCGAGUGUGUCUGACAUUUGACUUGUGUACACCACUGCCAUGGCAUGUGAAAUGCCUUACAUCUGAGUGUGAUUGUCUUCCCCUGCAGUACAUGAGUAAUGUGGACUCCUGGUGUAAGGCAUGCGGCGAGGUGGAUUUGCCCUCUGAACUCCAAGACCUCGAAGAUGCCAUCCAUCACCACCAAGGCCUCUAUGAACACAUUACUGCUUCUUAUUCUGAGGUAAGAAAACACUUCAUCUAUCGAUUUGACUCGCAAAAACAUAAGCCAACAAACAGUCCAAAUCAAAAGGGUCAAAGGAAUCUCAACGAAAACUUCACUCAAACAAUAAAUCAGUCCUCAAAAUAGCUGCUGACAAUUAUUUCCAGAGUUUACUCAGUUGUUUGUGGCUGUGGCUCAGAGGAAGAGUUGUUUGUCUCUUAAUCAGAAGAUCAGGGGUUUCAUCCCAGGUCCCUCUGUCCACACGCUACAGUGUCCCUGGACAGGGUACAUAACCCCUACCCGCCAGUGUGUGUAAAUGAAUCACUUAAAACUGGUGGGCGCUUUACAUAGCAGCCUCUGCCAUCAGUGUGUUAAUGUGGUGUAAGUGGGUGAAUGUGUUUUUUAAUGUAAAAGUGCUUUGAGUGGUCAGAGAACUAGAGAGAGCGCCACAUAAACACAGUCCAUUGAAGUCCAUCCAUUAGUUUUUUUUAAUGCAGCUCUAGUCACAGUUUGGUUUUCUGCUCUAAGAGCCUAAUUCAUAUCAAGUAACCAUGGAAGCCAUUCUCUGUUUUUAACCUUUUAAAUUAAGUUGACUUUUUUUUUUUAAACCCAAAGUCAUCUUCUAAUUUUGAAUGUUGUCUCUAUUUAAAUAAGAAUUUUUGUAGACGUCUCCUGUAAUUUGAAACAUUGGUCUUCACAUCAAUUUGAAAAGUCCCCUUUUUUUUCUGGGCAUGAGAACUUCCCCAAAAAUGAAUCUCAGUGGAACUCCUUCCUUCCUCUUGGCUUUUUCAUUUAUAAUUUAUCAUAGUUUCAGUAUCUUGGUAUAAAACGAAAAGUGCAGCUGUCCAUGACAAUCAUUCACGCAGCUGUUCACACAUAUCAGCAUCUGCAUGAUUUUUAUUCAUGUUACAUAAUCAAACAGUAUUAUCCUAUGUCUUCAUAUUGGUGUUAUGUAAAUAUAAUUACACAACAUUUUGUUUCUGUUCUAUAGGUUAGCCAAGAUGGCAAAGCCUUGUUGGACAAGCUGCAAAGACCUUUGACCCCAGGCAGCGCCGAUUCACUGACAGCAUCAGCAAACUACUCCAAGGCGGUGCACCAUGUCCUUGAUAUCAUCCACGAGGUGCUGCAUCACCAGAGACAGCUGGAGAACAUCUGGCAACACCGCAAAGUUCGGCUGCACCAGCGUCUGCAGCUCUGUGUAUUUCAACAGGAUGUCCAGCAGGUAAAAACGCACAAAGCGAACAAACUUUACAUAUAUUUUUUGUUUACAUACAUGCACUUGAUGCUUUGCACUCAUGGUUUUUCGAGAACUUAACCUCAAUUGCCAGGUUUUUUUAUUAGGGGGGUGUACUGAGCAAAGACAGUAAUUUGAAAAUAGCUAGGUACCAUACUGGUGAAGAGAAUUCUACUCUUAAUAAGGGGUUUGAUCUCAGCAGCAGCAGCAGCAGCCAUGUGUCCUAUCAAAAUAUACUUGAGUCUGGAAUCUUCUGGAGAAAUGCUGUGAGUGUAAACGUUACCUGCCUGCAGGAUGUCAUAAUCAAGUGGUCUCAUGAUAUUAUCACUGCAUGGUGUACAAAAAAUCUCAGACAUUCCUGAGUGUGGUGACAUGGCAGCUGUUUCCAUGGCAACUGAAUUAGGUCAUCUGUCCAUGCAGAUGCGGUUCAUCUUUUAACACUUUGAGGGACAGAGCGCAGGGUGAUGAGUGUGAACAGAAAAAAAGCUCAGUGAUAAAUCGAUCCGUGUUUUUGUCAUUCCUCUCUUUUAACACACUCUUGGGUUAAUUAUCAACACUUCAGGCUUAUCUACCACCUCACAGCGCCCCCUUGUGGUCAAGCCUAUUGUGAAGGUACUGCCUCACUGUGUGCAAUGUGUGGUUUCUGUGCACAGGUGCUGGACUGGAUAGAAAACCAUGGCGAGGCCUUCCUCAGCAAACACACAGGUGUGGGGAAGUCCCUCCACCGAGCCCGAGCUCUGCAGAAGAGACAUGAAGACUUUGAGGAAGUUGCACAGGUCUGUCUCUCAAUGUCCUUUCAUCUAAUAAAUCACUGUGUUGAUUGAGAUGUUGUGUCUUUAAGAGCAGUGACAGCCACCAUCAAUACUGUUCUGUUUGUGUUGUGUUUUCUUUAUCAAUCCAGUAUUAACUUUAGUUAGAGCAUCAUUCUUGCUCUUUAGAGGUUGAAUUAUUCAGCAAAUAUUCCCUUGGUCUAUUAUUGGUAUAAAUCUAUCAUCAUACACUAAGCAUUAACUAGCCAGUUUAUUGGAUGAGACUAUCUCCUUUAUUGUUGCUUCUGUUUUUUAUAACUUGUCAAUCGUGGUGACAGAAAUCCUGUUCACAGCUGAUAACUCACAGUCUGUCAGAUUUAGUGCAACUGUUACCGCUAAAUUUGCUAACCUAAUGUUACAUCUGUGUAUGUAGCAUCUUUCUUUCUGUUCCUCUUCGUUUCAGUGUCAAACACUUUCAGUCUGUACUUCCUCUCAGCAGUUAUCGCCGUGCUCCUCUGCUAUCAUUGGCUGAAAUCAUUCUAUUAGUCUUCUUGCACAUCCUGUUUUUCUGUGUCUCUACUCUUUUUUUCUCCUCUCAUGUCCUGACAGUAUGCUUUAGUUUCAUUGCAUUGUCCCUCUGGGUUAAUCCAUCCCUCUGUCUCUCUAUUGCCUCUGUGCAGAAUACAUACACCAAUGCCGACAAGCUGCUGGAGGCAGCGGAGCAGCUGGCCCAGACCGGAGAGUGUGACCCAGAAGAGAUCUACCAGGCCGCUCACCAGCUCGAAGACAGAAUCCAAGACUUUGUCCGCCGUGUGGAGCAGCGCAAAGUCCUGCUGGACAUGUCUGUUGCCUUCCACACGCACGUCAAAGAGGUAGGCGGCAUAGAUGGCAUAAUGUUGAAGUGGCUGGUGGGUUGAAUGUGUUUGUGUGGUAAUCAUGUCUCUCUUGCACUCUGAGCAAAAGAGAUGUUUUUUUUUUUCAAAGGUCACACAAUUUUUUUUAACUUCAAUGUUAUAUUUUUUAAACAUAAGAAUAUUCUGGAAAUCUCACUUUAUAAAGGAUAGUUAAAAGAUUAAGUAAGUACUAGGAUGAGUUCCGGUUGCUUAUUUUGGAGUAGAUGGUAGUUACUGAUCUGUCUUUAACAAAAGAGAAUUAGAGCCACAAGAAAAGAAAAAAAUUAUUAUAGGAGGGAGAUUUUCUUAAUUUUUAUUUUGAGAUAAAAAAUUUUCAUUUUGAGAUUAUUGUCUUAAUUUAAAAAGUCUGAAUGAGAAAAAAAAUGAAAUUUUAACAUUAAAGUCAAAAUUUUCAGAUUAGAAAAAUCGAAAUUACAUGAAUAAAGUCGGAAUUUUGACUUUACUCUCAAAAAUAAAAAUUUUUUAAUUUCAAUUUUUUAAAUAAUUUAUGACAUUUGGACAUUUUGUAAUCAAAAAAUUUUGACCUAAAUCUCAAAAUUUUAAUUUUUAAUCUCGAAAUGUCCAUGUUUUGACAUAUUUUUUUUUUAUUCUCGAGAUUUUGACUGUAAUCGCAAAAUUUUGACUUUUAUCUCCUUCCUGUAAUUAUUUUUUUUCUCUUCAUGUGGCCCUAAUCCUCUUUCGUCGUCUUUCGUGAUGGUCCUUGUCUUUUGUUUUUUUGUUGUUGUUUUGUUUUUUUGUGAAUUUAAGAGCAAACUCUUAUUCAAGACUCAAUAUUUGUCUUGAAACUUAUCUGAAAAGACGGGGCGUAUAAGACCACUCUGUGCUCUCUAUAUCAUUCUCAUAAAUGUCUUGUAGCUGUGGACAUGGCUGGAGGAGCUCCAGAAAGAGCUGCUGGACGAUGUUUAUGCAGAGUCGGUGGAAGCCGUCCAGGAUCUGAUCAAACGCUUUGGACAGCAGCAGCAAACAACACUGCAGGUCACAGUCAAUGUCAUCAAGGAGGGAGAGGAUCUCAUCCAGCAGCUCAGGUAAAGAUGACUCAUUCUGACUAAAACUUAAACCCGGCGCUGAGUAUUAAAGACAAAAUAAACGAUACAUCAAGAUGUUUCGUUUGAAAGAUAUGAGGAGACAUCUACUCAUCUUAAACUUUUGAUCAAGCUUCUGACGUCAGUAUUUGUUGAAAUGGUACUACGUGGCAGUUCUUGUGUCGUUAUCUUAGCGAAUGUGUCUUUAAUCUUGGUAACAGUCAUUUUUUGACUGUAACAAAACUUUUGAAAUUAUAAUGCGUGGUAAGCAAACAAAACUUUUAAAAAAAUCCCCCCUUGUUACAGGGUUCCUACACAAGUAUGGAAAGUAUGGAAAAAGUAUAGAAAAAAAUGUGAUCAAUUUCCAGGUCUUAAAAAGUAUGGAAAAUUAAAAAUAAAGUAUGGAAAAAUAUUUAUGUUUUCAGACUAUUCUUACAGUUCUAAAAUACUGUUUUCUAAAAGAGAAAAGUAGGUAUUUCCAAAAAGUAAUUCUAAAAAGUAAGAUAUGGAAAAGUAUGAAAAUUCCAACUGUGUAGGAACCCUGUUGUUACUAUGAUCAAGCCCCCCUAGUGUGAAUCAGGCUAAUGCUGGACUGCGAAGUAAAACCAAUAUACUUGAAGCCUAUGAUCAAACUCCUUGUUCAGCAAUAAUUCAGCAGCAACAAAGAAAACUCAUUUACAGUACACCUUCUCAACAAAUGAUGCAGCUCUCCACUGAGCUCAUUAGUACAAUAAAAACAAAGCAAAAGCAUGUUUAGGCCCACUUACAUAAUGGCCCCAUUCUGAUCUUGGCAGGGUAAUUUACACAUGGGCUAAUUUGGCACUGUUUUUGUUGUAAAUAUGUAAAUGCGCGCAGUAACAACUUGGAUUGUGUAAUAUUCAAAAAAGAUGUAUAAACACUAAAAUAGAAAGCUGAGAGGACAGGAGGUGUUGGAGAGCUGGAUGCGGUUAGCUGUCAUUGUCCAACUCUAUAUUUAUUCAGAGGAUGUUCCAGUCCCUCUCUUUCUUUCCUCUUCAUCCUCCCCCCUUUGUUCUCCCUUUUUCUCUCAGUUUCCACCGUUCCCUUCAUUCCUCUCUCUCUCUCUCUCUCUCUCUCUCUCUCGCUCUCUCUCUCUCUCUCUCUCUCUCUCACUCUCUCUGGUGUGUUGGCUAAAAAGUGAAUCCUUACGUAAUUCUGAUUUUGUAAUGGAGUGUAUAAUUGUGCGGCAGUCUCCCCAAGAGACAGCUGAAACUCCAUACACCUUUUGCCCGUGUUCGUGUGACUGUGUGCACACAUGCGAUCAUGGAUGUGCAUUUGAGUGUAGGUUGUUGUGUAGAUGUCAAACUGUGAACAUCAGCUGAAGGCAAAUCAGAAUCCACCGUCUCAGCUUUUUCAUACACUGCCAAUAGAUCAUUUGUGCCUGUGUUAAUUCAUCUUGGGUGCAUGUGUCAGAUCUAUACUAACAGCUUUAACUUGACACUCAUCAGUAUUUUCUUUUUUUUUCCUUUUUUUUCUUAAACACUUUAUUUGUAAUUUGCAGUUAGUAUAAAAAACAGUUAGUAUAAAAAAAAGUCAUAAUCUCUAACUUUAACAAACAGUCCUGACAAUAGACAGAGACAGAUCAAACCCAAAAUCCAUGUGACAAACUAGUCAUAGACAAUAGACAUGCAAAGACAAGAGGAAAAAACAAACAAAUAGACAAAAAAAAAUAAAAACAAAAACAUAAAACAAGUGCAUUUAAUUACAUACUUCUUAUUACGGAUUUUGUUCAAGGGCAGAUGUAAUGAUUCGAAGUUCCUACACUCCUUAUUAUUUUCAACUGCUACUGACUUUUUUGCUAGAAUCUAGAUAUUAGACAUUCUGGGUAAUGCAUUCCCAGUAUAAGUUUUUUGGUCCCAAAGUGUUCUGGAUCAAUCUAACUCAAAGGACAAGGAGACAAAAGGAGAGAACAAAACUGAGCAGAGUGAAUACCUUGAAAAAAUUGAUGGAAUACAAAUUCUUGUGCUACAAAAACUAAACAAAAUGAGAGCUUUAAAUGGAAGUUUUGGGAGACUUGACAAGACAAAAUAUCAUAUUUUAUCUUGUCAAAUAACCUUAAAAGUGUUGCUGAAAUUAAGUCUUUAGAUUUCUGUAUGAAUCCAUUCUAUUGUCUUUCCACAAUUUUAAUAAAACCACCAGCUCUCUUGUUUAAAAUCCUCCACUUCUCUAUUAUUAGCUGAAUAUGCUUCUACAGGCAACAGUUUUUGACUAGUUUUCUUGGCACCGCACGCAGCUGUGUCUCUUCAUAGCUGUUUUCUAAAGUGCGCAGCGUUGUCUUUCGCUGCUUGGCGCUAAAUUUUGUGUUUCUGUUCCAGGGACUCAGCCAUCUCCAGCAACAAAACACCCCACAACAGCUCUAUCAACCACAUAGAGAGUGUCCUGCAGCAGCUGGAUGAAGCCCAAGCCCAGAUGGAGGAGCUUUUCCAGGAGAGGAAGAUCAAAUUGGAGCUCUUCCUGCAGCUCCGCAUCUUCGAAAGGGAUGCCAUUGAUGUGAGUCUGUUUGGGAGGAGGCCAUGUCUGUUCAGCACGGUUGGUGAAUAGUCUCUAUUUGAUGUCUGAAAUAUGGAUUCUUCUUGUCCUUUUUUAGAUUAUCUCCGACUUGGAGUCUUGGAACGAGGAGCUGACGGGUCAGAUGAAUGAUUUCGACACUGAGGAUUUGACGGUAGCCGAGCAGAGGUUGCAGCACCACGCUGACAAGGCCCUGACCAUGAACAACCUCACCUUCGAUGUCAUUCACCAGGGACAGGAGCUGCUGCAGUAUGUCAACGAAGUCCAGGCGUCUGGUGAGUCCAUCUCCCAAAGAUUGAUGUACUGUUUGUACAUCACUCUACCGACCACAGGAGCCGCCUGUUGGUCUCUGAAGAAUAGAGUCGUGAAAAUUCAAGUCUGUAAACAUAAUCAGCUCUGCUAUGUUUAUUACUUUUACACAUCACUUUGCUUUGGAGUCUUCAUUUAUCUCCCCCCUCCCUUUCUCCUCACUUUCAUUAGCCUGUAAAUUUUCCUUAAGCUGCUCUAAGGCACUAAAAGGUCUACAGUAGACUGUUGAAUUCUACUUAAAUGUGGCUGUUAAAUAUCUAUUCUUCUUUGAUCCCGCAAAAACAAAUUGUACCUCAGAUACCGUGAAGUAGAAGCGAAGAGAUGCUCAGCUGUCAGUUGGCUAGCACAUCAGACAUAAGUCAACAUUGAGCAGAGUCAAAGCUGAGUACAGCUCCCCGUUUACUGCUGCCGCACAGAUUUUUGUGUUGACUACAUUAGUCUAAUAUUGAUACUGUGUAGGUGUCGCAGGUCAGAUUCGGUCAGCGUUUGUGAUAAGAGGCACCCACUCACAAACCAUAAUAACUCACCUGUGAUCUCACAUGCUAAUAGGUGCUCUCUAAAGCUGCACAAAGACUUGUUACAUCACGACACGUGUACAGACAUACAGAUAUUGCGGCUAUAGAAUGGAGGCAUUUGAAAGACAAAUAUGAAUGUGAGCAUUAUUAAACAAACACAGGAUAGAAUUAUGACAGGAGGGAAAUAUUUGAAGCUAAAGGAACAACAAUUAAGUCUGCUAAAUUAAGUCAUACACUCAUCUUUAGUAUAUUGUUGUGUCAACAGCUGGUAGAACAUCAGUAGCUGUAUUUACAUGGGCACUUAUGCUGCGUUCGAGUUACCUCGGUAGUCAGAUGUCCUACCUGGGAAUGACGUCACACCCCAAUUACUAGUGACUAAGUUGGAAAAAAGCAAAAUUGGAGGUGCAAACAAGAUGGCUACAUCUAUGAAAGGGGAUGCUAAAAUAACUUAAAUUAACUAAAAUAACAAGUGCUAAGAUGACUUUUGUAGACGUAGCCAUCUUGUUUCUGCCUCCAAUUUUGCUUUUAUCCGACUUCCCAGCUCGGACAUCUGACUUCCCAGGUAACUCGAACGCAGCCUAAUAAUCGGAACAAAGGCCCAGUCGAAAUAGAAAAGUGUCAUGUAAACAUGUUGAUCAGAAAAUUCGAUGAAUCAAAUUCAGCUCAAUCAGCAAGUAACUGUAUUUCGGAAUGAGAGGGGUGGUGCUUCUAAUCUGAGUAAAGCUUGAUGCAGGUAUACACAAGUAAUGAUCAGAUUAUUUGAUUUUGCACCCAUUUAAACAGUGGAUUCAGAUUUUCCAAUCCCUAAAUUUUUUAAUCAGAUCAAGAAAUUUUGCACAUGUAAAUCAUCCCUAGCCAGACUAGCUCCAGUGUUGGGAAGAAGGAUAAGGCCAGACUGCAUCUAUUCAAGGUUAACCUUAGUUUGUGUCUUGCCUCCAGGUGUGGAGCUGCUUUGUGACCGAGACGUUGACAUGGCUACACGGGUUCAGGACCUGCUGGAAUUUCUCCAUGAGAAGCAGCAAGAGCUAGACCUCGCAGCCGAGCAGCACCGCAGGCACCUAGAGCAAUGUGUCCAGCUGAGACACCUGCAGGCUGAAGUCAAACAGGUACAACACUAAGCUGUCAGAGGCGCCAUCUGCAGACUAAAAUGCGGUUUUGCAACAAGAGUAAAGGACAACCUAGAGUGAAAGAUUCGAUGGAUUGGUAACAUUUGAUCCAACUCUUCCUGUUUUUUUUUCAGGUUCUGGGUUGGAUUCGUAAUGGUGAGUCUAUGCUGAAUGCUGGUCUGAUAACAGCCAGCUCCUUGCAGGAAGCUGAACAACUGCAGAGAGAACACGAACAGUUCCAACAUGCCAUCGAGGUGAGAAAGUGCUCGACUAGUCCAUCAAAUAUGAUUUCUGCUCCGAGUCCAAGUCUGAAACUGCACUAAAAAAAGUGGCAAAGUAUUUUGGUCGUUCCAAACCUGAUCGACUCUCCAUCUCUCUCCACUCACUCUGCAGAAAACUCACCAGAAUGCCCUGCAGGUUCAGCAGAAGGCAGAGGCUCUGCUCCAGGCAAACCACUAUGACAUGGACCUGAUCAGGGACUGUGCAGAGAGUGUGGCUUCCCACUGGCAGCAGCUUAUGCUGAAAAUGGAGGAUCGACUCAAACUUGUCAAUGCCUCAGUAGCCUUCUACAAAACCUCCGAACAGGUAAGCCAAAUCAUACACUUCAACAAUUUUGAUGUCCAGUGAUCUCCUUCGAUGACAAACCGAGUGUUUAUGUCCCAACAGGUUUGCAGUGUUUUGGAGAGCCUGGAGCAGGAGUAUAAGAGAGAAGAGGACUGGUGUGGAGGAGCUGACAAACUUGGACCCAACUGUGAAUCUGACCAUGUUACCCCCAUGAUCAGUAAACAUCUGGAGCAGAAAGAAGCCUUCCUUAAGGUAGUAUACACAAAAAAAAAUCAAACCAAAUCCCACCUAUUAUUUGGAGUAUUAUCUCUGAUCUCACCGUGUGUGUUGUGAUACUUCUUUAAGGCAUGCACUUUGGCCAGGAGAAACGCAGAUGUCUUCCUCAAAUACAUGCACAGGAACAGUGUCAACAUGCCUGGGAUGCUGAGCCACGUCAAAGCACCAGAACAGCAGGUUAAAAGUAAGUUCAGAGGAGUAACACUUUGAUUCUGUAUCUCGUCCAGGGAGAGAGCAGACUCAAAAAAACAAUAUGUAUCUAACAGACAUAUCCUGGUUCUCAUUAUAGCGACCACGCUGCUUUGAGAAAUCAUUUGUUUGUCGUUUGGUGCUUAAUGGGCUGAUUUAUGUGUGUUUUGUAAAGACAUCCUCAACGAGCUGCUGCAGAGAGAAAACCGUGUUCUCCAUUUCUGGACCAUGAGGAAACGAAGGCUGGACCAGUGUCAGCAGUAUGUGGUGUUUGAGCGCAGUGCUAAACAGGUAUAUGGAACACACACACACACACACACACACACAAACAGAGUUGAAUUUGGGGGGAAAAAGACGGACAAUAUAUUUCUGCAUCUGGAGAUAUAAAGUUAAAUACAGCAAUACAUAUAUCAUGUGUGUUUGUACGUUCUCAGGCUCUAGAGUGGAUUCACGACACUGGAGAGUUUUACCUGUCCACACACACCUCCACUGGCUCCACCAUCCAUCACACACAGGAACUGCUGAAGGAGCACGAAGACUUCCACAUCACAGCCAAGGUUGGUCUCACACACUAAGCACACGCACACAAACAAGCAUGUCACUUAGAGUUGAAUGUGUGCGCAUGUUUAACACCCCCUUCCCACUCUCCCGCAGCAAACUAAGGAGCGUGUGAAGCUGCUGAUCCAACUGGCUGAUGGCUUCUGUGAGAAAGGCCACAGUCACGCCGGGGAGAUUAAAAAAUGGGUGACUGCUGUGGACAAACGCUAUCGAGACUUCUCCUUGCGCAUGGACAAGUACCGCUGCAGCCUGGAGAAAGCUCUGGGCAUCUCCUCCGACUCGAACAAAGCUGUACGUGUUUUUUUUUUGUCGUUGUUUCAGGUGUAAAAAAAGAAGAAUCACCAAAUUUAUACCUUCAGUGUCUCCGUCUUUAUCUUUAAAUCUCUCGUUUUGUGUUUCCUGUCUUUGGCAGAGUAAAGAUCUCCAGUUGGAUAUCAUCCCAGCAACAGCCCCUGGGUCAGAGGUCAAGCUGCGUGAUGCUGCCCAUGAGUUAAAUGAGGAGAAACGGAAGUCAGCGCGCAGAAAGGAGUAUGCAACCUCUUUCUGUUACAGUUGUACUUUGAAUUAUAAAGCGCAGUUUCUAUCUCAGGCAAAGAGCAACUGUUAAUAUCAAGUAUACAAAAUAUUAAUAGCACACUGGGUUUUGCCAAUCAAAUAUGUUUGCUUGGCUUUAUUAGUUUGACUCUGUCUACAAACUUAAUAAUUAGAAGUUUUUUGUCAGCACUUUCACUUAAUGUCCUCCACUGUUUGAAAAAUGUUUUAUUGGCCCCACAGCAUAGGCAAUUACAAAAUUGGCACAGUGUCUUAAACUGCAGAGUAAAGCAGCGAGUGACUUUUUAGAUGGUCUGUUGAAAGGAGGAGGUCACAAGUUUGGAUAGAAGUAACCCAUCUUGUUUACUGUCUAAGAUCCAAAAAGGGUGCUCAUUCAUUUUUGUUUGUCACAUAAAGGAGGCUGCAUUAUUUUUAUGAGCAGGUUUUUAGUCUUAAGCCCCUUUUAGACAUGCACACAGGUCCUGAAGAUUCCUCUAAAUUUUUCAUUAAACAACCUGGGUUAGCCGUAUGUGUGAAGAAGACCUGAUGUCGCCCAUCUCUGGUAUUCUCCUUUCACUUUUCUCCUGAUACCAUGAAAAUGCUCAGUCAGUCGUCUCAUUGGUACAAACACACAAAAAAGCUUAAAAGUAUCCCCAUUUGUCCCGGACUUGUAAGGAAACAAACUUGGUUGCCAUCACUGACAAUGACACAUUUCAGAAAAGAACAAAAUAUGAAAUCAGUUAAAGCAUAUGGGAGAGUAAAGUGAAAGGAUGAGCAAUUUGAAUCUUGGUUCUAGUGAUUUUUCUAAGCAUGUUAUAUAAGCCGGUGUUCUUUUAUUGUUCACCGGAUUACAUGGAUGAAGCAAACAGCUGAAACUAUGAACUUAGCAACUGAUGAGUCUGUAAAUGAAGACAGUAUGAUUAUUGCUAAUUUUGUGCUUGUCUCUGUGUGAGUCUAGGUUCAUCAUGGCCGAGCUGAUUCAGACAGAAAAAACCUACGUGCGAGACCUGCGGGAGUGCAUGGAUGUAAGUCCAACUUUCCAGCCCACCAGUGUUAACCUGUUCCAUGCCAGAGUCGUGCUUCAACUUUCACACAAAAUUUGAAAAUGUACUCAGAGCUUGUUUGAGGAUUUCAUUUUCUGUUAUAUCCUUUUUUUUUCUCUCUCCAUGCAGACUUAUCUUUGGGAGAUGACAAGCGGGGUGGAGGAGAUUCCUCCAGGAAUCAUCAACAAGGAGCAUAUCAUCUUCGGAAACAUGCAGGACCUCUAUGAAUUCCACCAUAAGUAAGAAACAGUCUCUACAGUAUGAACGCCUUCUUGUCAUUUGUUGUAUUUAAAGUCGAAUUGUAGGCAGGAAUGAAAAGGUCAGAGCAGCCUGAUGCAAUUCAUUAAAAUGAGGGAAUUCUGGAUGCUUUAUGCAGAGUUCCUCUUGUAGCUAUAAUAUCAUGAUUUCAGGUUUGAUUUUAUAUCAUGUUUUUUGACUUUGUGCUUUUGCUGAGGUUAACAUUUAAAUUACUCAUCCUUUUGUUUUGUCAGCAUCUUCCUUAAAGAGUUGGAGAAAUACGAACAGCUACCAGAGGACGUGGGUCAUUGCUUCGUCACAUGGGUACGUAUUGUUGAACAGCUUUGGCUGCGCCACAGUCCAAUAAGUAUGAAUCAUCAUGAAAUGUUUAGAUGGAUUUUUUUUUUCCAAUCAUAUUUGUAUUGUUUUUAUCCAACUUAAAACAAAAACACAAACAAAAAGUAGCUCGGACCUUUUACAAAGGACACAAUACUAGGAAAUAAAAGAUAUACAGUUAGACAGUUUAGAUGGACUUUUUUGAUAUUUCAUAACAAUGUUUACAUAUUAGUUUAAGUCGUGACUGUUUGCCUUGUUUCUUUCUAACAUCAUCCUGAAUCUCUAUCACUGUCAACUUUUAUCAUCCUCUGAAGUCGUAAUGACUUUUAUUCUUACAAUUUGUUCUCGUUGUCAAGGCUGAUAAGUUCCAGAUGUAUGUGAACUACUGUAAGAACAAACCUGACUCCACCCAGCUCAUCCUGGAGCAUGCUGGGAACUACUUUGAUGUGAGUAUUGCCAAUGGCAGAUGGUGAAAUCUAUACUUGCUUAGUCUUGUUUGUUUACGUGUGAUCAUAUGACUGUUCUUCUCUUUGCAGGAAAUCCAACAAAGGCACCGACUGGCCAACUCUAUUUCUUCAUAUCUGAUUAAACCUGUGCAAAGAAUAACCAAGUAUCAGCUGCUGCUUAAGGUAUCUCCUGAAAGCAAACGUCACUGCUGCGGUGGUCAUCUGUGGACUUUCUCGUUGACAUUGUUUUUGUGUGUGUGUUUGUGCAGGAACUGCUGACAUGUUGUGAAGAAGGUAAAGGUGAAAUCAAAGACGGCCUGGAGGUGAUGCUUAGUGUUCCCAAGAGAGCCAAUGAUGCCAUGCACCUCUCGAUGCUUGAAGGUGAAGAACAUACUGCGUGGCUUCAAUGUUGCUGUGACGCUCCACCUCUUCUUCUUGGAUAAUAUGGAAUCAAGUUUUAUACUUCUAUUUCCAGGUUUCGAUGAAAACAUUGAGUCCCAGGGUGAGCUCAUACUUCAGGAGUCGUUCCAGGUCUGGGAUCCCAAGACUCUUAUCCGCAAGGGUCGAGAGCGCCACCUCUUCCUCUUUGAGAUGUCUCUUGUUUUCAGCAAGGAGGUCAAGGACUCGAACGGAAGAAGCAAAUACAUCUACAAGAGCAAACUCUUUGUGAGUAGAAUACUUUGAAAAGUGUUUUGAGGAGUAGUGUUUGGGGACCAGAAUGAAGAACAGCUGUUUUUAUGGAGUCAUGCAGAGCCCAAAGUUAAGAAAAAAGUACAUUUACUAAAAGAAGAAAGGAAAAGGUACAAAAACUGAACUUUUUCAGUAUGUUGUAAUUUGAGGGGAUGUAAAUCAACACUUCAAUCGAUUCAAGUGUAAGUUAUCUGAGUCAGUCACAUUUAUACGCAGUUAGUAUAUUUCCUAAUCGUAUCUUCUCACCCUGCUUUUCUGGCCUCUUAGACGUCAGAGCUGGGGGUGACGGAGCACGUUGAAGGAGACCCCUGUAAGUUUGCUCUAUGGGUGGGACGCACUCCGACUUCUGACAACAAGAUUGUGCUUAAGGUAAAUACACUUCCACGCUUUGAAUGUCUCUCAUAUCUGAUUUAGGGUUGGACCAAUAUAGGUUUUCAGGAGCAGACACUUGAAUUUCUAAAAAGGAAAUGUUAUGAAACCUCAGAUGGAAACAACAAAUGUUGAGUUAUUUUAGGUAACAAGAAAUUUCAUUUUGAAAUGUCUGUAUUUGCACAUUGGAUGCUCCAUGGAUUUGGAUCUAAUUGGUGAAAUAAGAUAAUGUGUGAGAAAAUCUUUAUAUUGGUCCAACCUAGCUUUCUUCUUCCUCCUUUUAUAUUGAACCCUUCUCUACCUUUCUUCUUUGACUACUGUCUCUCUGAUCUCUCGUUUGAUUGCAUGAGCAAACUUCAAGGAGGCCAAAAACCUUCCUGUCGUCUCAAACAGCUCCCCUUUCUCCCUGUUUUCUUUCUUCUUUCUCAGUCUUCUGUUGGUCCCUCUCUCUCUCUAUCCCUCUCUCUGCCAGCCUCUGUUUUCUGCUUUGUUCCAUCUGUUAACAAACACAGGCACAUUUGUAUAUCUGGGGCUGUGUUUUUUUUGUGGAUGUUUGUAUCUCUAAUUCUCUCUGUGGGCUGACAUGCUUCCACCAACGCUGCUGACACUGACUCAACCCCUUAACGCCUACAAUCUCCGGUACUGGCUCUCUGCCACUUUACAGAAGUGACGAGAAGCCAUCUUUUCUGUCAGAUAAAUAAACUUUUUCAUUGGUUUGAACUCUUUUGUAGCAGGAGUGUAUCUGUUUAGCCCCCAUUUUCAAACAUCCUUUGUUUUCUGUCUGUUGAAUAUUGUCACAGAUGGAUGAAAAUUUGGGUCAGCAGUUGGAACAGCAUGAAAUCUAACACGUUCAACUCUGAGCAUUACAAUCCUAUAACACAUGUUGACUGCUAAACUAGCUGCUGAGAGGCAGUCAUCUGGUAUUUGUUCUGUUACUGAAGUGUGUCUCAUUAUCAUUGCUAACUACACAUGUUCUCUCUUUCACACGAACACACACACACACUGUUCAUUACAAUAUACUCCAUAUUUAAUUGGCCUACAGUCAGCUGUUACAGCUAAGUGUCAGUGUUGUUCGUUUCUAUCAUGUCAAACCGUUUUGUCAGCAUAAAAACUGUCAUGUGCCUCUUCUCAAACCAAACAAGUGAAAUUCUCUAUUUUAUAUUUUAAAUUCAAAGCUAAGUCAGGGAUCCAAACACGGAGCGAUGGUGAGUACAAACUAUCCUGCAACACAGCCCUCAGCCACUUCACACAAGUCUGAAAACUCAACUUCGAGCACUUCUUAUCCUCUCUUUUCAUCCUCAGCUCUAGCUUGAGAACUUUGUGCAUUGGCAAAAGCCCUACGUGUGCUCCAAAGCAAAAAUCCAAUUUCAUCCAGCGCCAAAGCUGGAAAGCUAAAAAAAAUGAUAGUGUGAACUUUUCUCGGGCAGUGAUUUCCAAAGAGCUGUCCUAACAGCUGCCAAAGAAAUAAGUGGAAAACAGCAAUUCAUCACUGAGGUGGUUUCAAAAGUGUUGGAUGUCACACCUGAAGACUUUGCGGUACAAUUAUAGUUUGUGGAAACUGAUUAGCAACUGAGAGGAGAUCUUAAUGGCAAGUUUAACUAACAGUUGCAGAUAUAGACAGGUGAACUUAAGAAAUUUCCUGAAAAGUAACAGAUAGUGAGCCAAGGCUGCUUAAUAUGUUCAUAAUAUAUAAAUAAGUUAAAAAAAAAAAAAAGCUAAGUAAAUGCUAAGAAGUAAAACUACGUUCCAUUUACCUCGAAAGUCCGGUGUCGGAGCUGGGAAUGACGUUACACUCAAGUUGACAGCGUUCCAGUAAACAAGUCAGAAAACCAAGAUGGACGCCUACUGGUAGCCGUUUUUAGCUAUUUUUUACAAUUGUCAGUUGAUGUUAGCCGUUGUUAGCUAUAUCAGUUGUAAACAACACAUCACACGGUAUUUUACUCUUACAAACAUCAUAGCACCGUGUUCACAGUUAGACGUUGGGCAGUACAACAUACACCACUAAUUUAACUUCACAAAAACAAAACAGAAGUGCUAAUAGAUAAUACAGUACGAGAGCUUUCAAUGUUAGUCUUUACUGUUGAUGCACUGUGCUGCCAUCUUGGAUUAUGACGUAAUCCAACUUCAGAGGGGGGCGUUCCAGAUGAAUUUCCGACUCGGAGCUCAGAAAUCGCUACUUUAGAGCACAACUGGAACGCAGCAUGAUAUAUUGUGUGAAUCAGUAGCUGUUAGUGAAAUCAAUUUUAAAAAGCAGAAAUAGUAAGUGAAGAUAUGUGAUGUUCUCAUAGUUCAAACAGACCAGAGUAGAGUUUGAUAACACUCACGCAAUGAUAAGAUCAACUCAUAAUACAACUUAAGUCAAGUUUUCAAGACUCUGCUCCAAUUGAUAUGAGUUAAAUGCAAAUUUGCCAAACUAAAUCAAACACUGAUGGUUGAUAUACUGGAGGAGGUAAUACUUGAGUUCAUCUGACAGGGCUAAGGGGCAGCAGCUGAUAAACAGGUUGGAAACCACUGUUUUUACUGGACUUGUCUAUACAAGAUUGAAUGAAUCAGAAAAAUACCCUCAGCUGAUCAGAGAUGAUAAGAAGUGAACUCAGACUUGCGUGAAACACACAGAGUGAAACAAGAAUUUCAAAAGAAGUCUGUUUCCCCACAACUUUUAACUUCUUGAACUUCCCUUUCAUUGUUGAUCAAUAACAGGCUUCAAGCAUAGAGAACAAGCAAGACUGGAUCAAGCACAUCAGGGAGGUGAUUCAGGAGCGCACCAUUCACCUGAGAGGUGCACUGAAGGAGCCCAUUCAUAUUCCCAAAGCAACUACAGCCAAACACCACAAGGGGCGAAGGUAAAUGUGACCACGACUAACGAAAGAUAACCCCAAGAGAUCCUAGUAUGUGGCUCAUGAGGAAGAGAUGAGUUUGAACUAAACUUCAACCCUUUAUUGGUCGUGUGUGUCACUAUCAGGGAUGGAGAGGACUUGGACAGCCAGGGUGAAGGCAGCAGCCAACCAGACACCAUCUCUCUGGCCUCCAGGACUUCACAGAACACUCUGGACAGCGACAAGGUCAGGAAACACACAUUCACACACUUGCGCACACAAACAUUAUUCUUCCAGUUGGAAGUAUGAUCAAAGUUGACCAAUCACAUCAAGCAUCUUUUCUUUCUCAGCUCUCUGGUGGCUGUGAGUUGACUGUGGUGAUCCAUGACUUCAUGGCCAGCAACAGCAACGAGCUAACAGUACGACGUGGUCAGACUGUGGAGGUUCUGGAGCGCUGCCACGACAAGCCGGACUGGUGCUUGGUCAGGACCACAGACCGCUCCCCCGCUAUGGAGGGCCUGGUGCCCUGCUCCAUGCUCUGUAUUGCCCAUUCGAGGUCAUCUAUGGAGAUGGAGGGCAUCUUCAACCACAAAGGUCCAUCCUUUGGUGUCUUCAGUCACAGCUGGAAAUCUUCUAUGCUUUUUCUUCUUUUUGAUAAGUCUGCAUCAUAAAGUCAAUUUGUAACCUUAAAGUCCUUUUCUCUUCACAGACACUCUGUCAGUGUGCAGCAAUGACUCCAUUAUGCCGGGGUCAUCUGCAACGCUUCAGCCUGGUCAUGGCCUCAGCUCCCACACCUCCCCGGGGCCGAAACGACCAGGUAAAGACACCUAAACCAUACUCUCUGUUGAAUGUGCUCCCUGACGUCCCACUAGAACUCAAAGAAGCAAGUUUUAUCUGGAUAUUUUUGUUAGUGUCCAAAUAAUUUUUGAUUUAAUAUGAAGUCCUUUGACAGGACAUGCUACUUUUGCUCUUAGAUUACACCGUGGCACCAACACCUGUAAAUUAUGUUCCUUUCUGUAUUGAUAAAGACCAACCAGGCAUAAUCUCUGAAGGGAGGUUAACAGAGGUGGACUUUAUCUCUGUUAUUUUACUUUAUGCUUUAAACUCCUAUAUUUGUCAGGGUUCCUACACAGUUGGAAUUUCCAUACCCUACUUUUUAGAAUUAUUUUUGCAAAAUUCUACUUUUCUAUUUUGGAAAACAGUUUUUUAUAACUGUGGUAAUAUAGUCUGUUUGUUUAAAUAUUUUUCCAUACUUUAUUUUCAUUUUCCAUACUUUUAAGACUUGGAAAUUUAUCAAAUUACUUCCAUACUUUUCAUACUUGCGUAGGAUCCCUGUGGGUCGCAGUAGCUCAGGAGGUAGAGCAGUUGUCCAAUAACCGGAAGGUUGGCGCUUCGAUUCCCCCCCUAUCCCUAGUCUGUCUGUUGUGUCCUUGGGGCAAGACACUUAACCCACCUUGCUCCCAGUGUGUGUCCUCCACUGGUGUAUGAUUGUGAGUGUUGUGUGGUGGUGGUCAGAGACUGGCAGCCACGUUUCCAUCUGUCUGUCCCAGGGCAGCUGUGACUACGACCAUCAGGGUGUGACUGUCUGAGCAAAUGAAUGUUGCAUCCAAUAUAAUGCGCUUUGAGGGUCUCUGAUAAAGCGCAUUAUAAAAUCCGAUGCAUUAUCAUUAUUUAUACAGAGGCAAACUGAGUUUGGUAUGUUUGCUCGGUUUCCAAGGUAACACCUUGCGGAAAUGGCUCACCAGUCCAGUGCGGAGGCUAAGCAGCGGUAAGGCAGACGGCCACGUGAAGAAACUAGCCCACAAGCACAAGAAGAGCCGUGACAUUAGGAAGAGCGGGGAAAUGACAAUGGGCUCCCAGAAAGACUCAGACGACAGCGCCGCUACACCUCAGGACGAGACUGUGGAGGAGGUGGACAGAUUUACAAAAAAAACACAUUUUUUAAAAUAUAUAUGCCCUGUCCAAGCAGAAUUUCUGAUCUCAACUUCUCCACCCAUGUGUGUGUUUUCACAGAGGGUUCGUAAUGAGGGCUUGUCCAGCGGCACACUGUCCAAGUCCAGUUCUUCGGGGAUGCAGAGCUGUGGAGAGGAGGAGGGAGAAGAAGGCGCUGACUCAGUGCCUCUGCCUCCACCUAUGGCCAUCCAGCAGCACAGCCUGCUGCAGCCAGACUCACAGGAUGACAAGGUGAGGAGAGAGGGAGGAGGUAGCGGUGAGGACACAAGAGGGAGUCAGAGAAAUGGGACAGUAGAGGAGACAGGAAAAGAUGAUAAGCAGGAUAGAAGUCAGAGGAGAAAUGAGAAGUGACAGAGAGUGACUUAGAAGAGAGUUUUUUUUUUAUUAAUUAUUUAAGAUCUAAUGGAGAAAAAAGUGACAUCUUUCUGUUCGGAUUUUGCCGAGAAAAACCUGGAGAUAGUGAGAAGCAUGAACACAACAACACAAAAUACAGUUUUUUGUGUGUAUUUAGAAUUGAAGUAAUAGGACUUUAAACCCUCCAGCUGUUUUAUUCCAUUGUAUUUUACUCUGAAGGUCAAUAGUAUAAGGCUUUAUAUGGAGAAACAGUUCCAGCUUUAGGUAGUCACUGGUACCUACACAGGAAGUAGAACUUUUAUUUUAUAAAGCGACAUGACGCCAAUCAACAGGUUUGAAGAGUUUAGACAGUUAAGGGUUCAUUGAAGGUCAGACCAGAUCUCCAAGUUGGAUGAAACCUUCUGUACUUGUUCUCUUCUUUUUCAUCUCUGUUCUGCUUUUUUAGUUCUUGUUAGGCUACUUUUCUAUCAUCCCAGUCCCCAACUUUUCUCAAAAAAGUGCAUUUCUUGACAUAGUUUAAGUGACUCUUAAGUUUCUGUUGUGCAUAACAUUUUAUCUUGGCAUGUUGCAUCAAAUUUUUUUCUUCUGUUCUAAAUCAGAUUAGCUUUGACACAUUUCAGAAGCACACCGAGUCUCCUCAGCGGUUAAAGCGGAGACUCCUCUGACACUAAUUUCUGUUUCUCUUUUGUUUUGUUUCCUGAUUGUAUCGUUUACUGUUUGCCAUGCUGUAGCAUUACCUUGAUUUAUGUCCUGUCUUUGCUUUGUCUCAGUUUCCAUACCUCUCCAUUUGAAAAUGCCCUGUUUUCCCCCUGUCUUGUACCUCAGUCAAUUCUUCAAACCUCUCUUUUUUUCCCCCUCUCUUCAGCUUUAAAUGCUUCUUGCUAAGGGCCUUUUCUUUGGUUUCUUUAUCAAUUCAUAGGUUAGAUACGUAUUCGAUUAGCAGCCUUAGACCUAAGUUUCUUCUUUUGAAAAUACACCUUACUUUGCAGUCUACAAGUCCCUUUUCCUAACUUUUAUAUUCUUUCUGAACUCUUAGUUAACCUUCUCUAGAACUGAACUUUUUUCCUCCUUUUUUCUUAGUUCCACUAAUUUUGACUUGGGAUUCCUACCCUGUCCGUAACGAAGCAGUGUUAUGCAGAGUCUCAUGGCAAAUCACUAAAGGCCAUACGGAUAACGUAGAAAAAGAAGAGAAGUGUUCACGUAGCUCUUUAGUCUGAAUGAAGUGAAAUAUUAAGGUGCUCUCUGCCAGUGUAAGUGCAGAACAGAUUUCUAAAAUAACUGACUUACAUUCACUUUUGUAUUUUAUAAUGCCUUGAGCCUGUCGGAGAAACACAGGGCUGCAGUAUUUUUUAUCAGUCAGAGAACGAGAAGAAGUUUAUGCGACAUGACGUUGAAAAAAAGUGCCAAAACAGAAACAAACAGUCGAGUUUAUUAGAGCCUGUAUCAGCUGAAUGGGCAUCUUCCCUGGAUAGUAAUCUAAACCUGAGACCAUAUAGAGGUGAAAAUUCAAAAGCCCCUUUGUUCCCAUCAUCCUCCAACCCCUCCUUCACCUGCCCUGCUCGCUCGUCCUCAUCUCCCUUUUACCCUCUGUGCGUUAACCUCAUUAACCAUGCGAGUAAUUGGCAUCUCUAAAUGCUGGCGAGGCCAGAAGGGCACACAGCCUCACCCAGAUUCCUAAUUGGGGAAAGUCUUGAAGCACAGCACAGCAAGGGUGAGAGUCUCCUCGAUUGUAUAUACAUGCAUUCAUUGACCUCUCUCUCUUUAUUUUAUUUAUUUUUUUGAUCUGUUGGCCUCCUUUUCUUUAUUUGAAAGGCUGUUCACCAUCACCUCAGAGAGCGACGGAAACACCCUCCAUUCAGUUACUCUUCCCCCCACACCUUCAUCUCCAUCAACUUUUCUGACUCCUUUUUUAACAUUUGGUCACCACACUUUCAAGUUUUUGGUUUCAUUUUAAAAAAAAAUAAGUUUCAUUGACUUUACCUUUUCAUUUCCUUUUAGCCUUUAGAUUAAACACCCUUGAACAGGGUUUGUUUAUUUGUUUUUUUAUUUUUCUGGGAACAUCUUUUUGGAUCUUGCUUCAAAUUAAGUACAGCAUUGGGCAUCGAACACUUCACAAAGUCAUUACACACUCCGAGAAUAACAAUAAAACAUUAAUCUAUGCCAUACUAAUAAAGCUGCAAGCUUCUUAAAAGCUGACUUUGGGAUUCAUCCUAACCAGAACAUAGGCAUGGACUUUAACCAUAAACUAAUAUUUAGCAGUACUUUGAUGCAUUUUCUGAACAUGUUGCAUGUCGGUUCACGCCGUUGACUUUUAAUGUCAAAUAGUUAACAUAUUUGUUUUUUGAAGAGAUAAUAAAAUUCUGUUCAAUCAAAGAUAUUUUUAAAACAAGCGCUUCUUUAAAUAUAUCCUCCGUCUGAAUACUUGUGAAGCAUUUAUUUCCAACAUUAGAUGGAAUAUCUAUGGGAUUGUAUCCACUAUCAGCCUCUAAUGCUCUUUCUCUCCUCUCAACCCUCUACUCUCCAUUAUUGUCCAGACCUCCUCUCGUCUGUCGGUUCGUCCCUCCAGUUCAGAGACACCCAGUGCUGCUGAGUUGGUGAGCGCCAUUGAGGAGCUGGUCAAAAGCAAGAUGGUAAGAGGAAACUUAACUUAACUUAACUAAAUGUUAAAGAUUUAAGCAAUAAUGGGAAAGCUUUUGAAUGUUUCAGCUAAGAAUGCUAGAAAGUGAGCAGCUUCAUGGUUGUUUAGACAGAGAUUCUAAUUCCAACCAACCACCUACUCUGAAGGAGGUCAUGAAAUACUAAGAAAACAGUCAGCACUAAGCACAGUUUAUUUGAACAAAUGAUAAUCUGGUGCCAAUCAGGAUCAUGAAGAUAUCCAAUAGCUGCGUUUACAUGGGCACAAAUAAUCUAAAUAAAUGCCAGAUCAGAAUAAAACUGCGUCAUGUAAACAUGUCGAUCGGAAGAUUCUGAUCAAAUGUUACUCAAUCGAAAAGAAACAUGUCCAUGUCAACACUUAUCCUGAUGGUGACUCUCUUACCUGACUCGAUCUUCACUCUCUAUUUAUUGAAGCCAGUACAGGAGGUUACAUUAUUAACACUCUCGGCAUAAAACACAACCACAAAUGCGGUUUCUGCUCCUCCGAUAAUAUAACAGGGCGUAUAUACAGCGUAAUGAUGUCAUAUCUGCAUGCACAGUGCAACCUUUGACGGAACAGUGAAAUAAGUACGCAAGGGUGCCAUCUAGUGACAAUAUUUAAUCGAGGGGAAAAUCCUGAAUUGGAUGGAAACACUAUCGCGUUUGUUGCGAGCACAAGUAUAAAUACAACUCUUCUUCUGCGGUUAGACAACUCUGCGCAUGUCCAAAUGCUUCUAAUGUGAAUAAAGCUUGGUGCAUGUAUACGCACGUCAUGAUCGGAUUAUUUCAUUUUGUACCCAUAUAAACAGUGGAUUCAGAUUAUCCGAUCCCUCAUUUUGCCCAUGUAAACCUGGCUAGUGAUUGGGUCGACUGUAUUCUAUCCUUACCUCCAACAGUGCUCUUAUUUCAACUUCAACUCUUUUAUUAUCAUCCCCUGGGAAAUUUGGUUUACAGCAGGCAUCAGCACAAUAGUACAUGAUAAACAUAAAAACAAAGAGCAUACAGGCAGAGGUAAAAAUCCUGUCAUGAAGCGCUGCAGAUAAUUAACAUUUCUGAUGAAUGGACAAGGUACUGUAGAAAAGAGAUUAAACAAAUAAUCAAGGAUAAUAAUUCCAAGUCAAUCUUAACCAUCAUCAUAUCCACCCUAUGCCUAAAGUAUAAACAAGGAAGCAAAGGAGGCAGGUUCAGGCCAAUUAAUUAAAAUAGUCAUAAGAUUAUGAGUUAUUACCUGACCCUUUUUAAGCUGCUUUAAACACACAUUUUGAGAAAUAGUUAACUGCAGAAUUAAGCUUGUUGUUUUCCCUCUUUUUAGACGGACACACGUUUAUAUUUUGUAUUUCUUUGGGACAGGCUUUGGAGGACAGACCAAGCUCCCUGUCAGUGGAGCAAGGGGACAGCAGCUCUCCUUCCUUCAACCCAUCUGACAACUCCCUCCUCUCCUCCUCCUCCCCGAUGGAAGAGCUGGACGAGCGCAGGACCAGCAUUCUCAAGAAAAGACAGUAUGUCAGCUUCCAGUUCAGGAGAGUCACAAGAACAUAUCUUGAUCUUCAGGGGUUUCAUGAUUGUCUGUUUCUCUUGUCGUAGCUACAUUCUGCUCGAGUUGGUGGAGACAGAGAGAGAUUAUGUUAGAGACCUGGGCCUGGUGGUGGAGGUGAGUUGAUGUUUUAUCAGCUGUUGAUGUACCGUCUGGGGGAUCUGUAAACAUGAUCUGUGUGAAGGCAUUUACUGAAACUUCCUGCUGUAAAUGUGUGUUAAUUUGUGUGUCUUUCUCCAACACAAGGGCUACAUGAGCCGCAUGAAGGAAGAGGGUGUCCCUGAUGACAUGAAAGGAAAGGACAAAAUCGUUUUUGGAAACAUUCACCAGAUUUACGACUGGCAUAAAGAGUAUGUGCCGAAUACAAGAAUACAAGAGUACAGAGCUACCUAGUUACUCUUCACUGGUGCACUCGCUUACUUUCUCCUCUGCUGUUUCUGUCUUCUUUAGUUUCUUUCUCGGGGAGUUGGAGAAAUGUUUGGAGGACCCUGAUAGACUUGGACCACUCUUUCUCAAACAGGUUCAUCCAUCCUUGACGUCUAGUUUUGCCUUAUUUGUAUAUCUUUUUAUCACUCUGCUCUUCUGUGCAGGAAUUGAUUGUAUUUUCUCAUACCUAGGAACGGAGACUAAACAUGUACGUGGUGUACUGUCAAAACAAGCCAAAGUCAGAGCACAUUGUCUCUGAGUAUAUUGACACAUAUUUUGAGGUAUGAAGCUACAAUCUUUGAGAUUUCACUCACUUAGAUUUGUCACACCAAGUACCGCAAACCUGAACUCUAAACUUUGACGUUGUAGGACCUAAAGCAGCGGCUGGGACACAGACUUCAGAUCACAGACCUGCUCAUCAAGCCAGUCCAGAGGAUCAUGAAGUACCAGCUGCUUCUUAAGGUUGGUCUACGCCAAAGACAGCAGAGGGCGCUAGAGUUUCUACUUUCCCUUUGUCUAGUUUAGCCAUCUUAUCAUCCAGUCACUCAUACUGGUCUCUCUGCUGACAAACAAAUAGAGAAAAUCCUUCUAUUGAUGAGUUUUUCCGGUCUAGGAUUUCCUGAAACACUCCAAAAAGGCUGGGCUGGAGUCUAUGGAGUUGGAGGUAAGAUCACGGUUAAGUACUUUUACAUUUUUGAAAAACAGAUCCAGAACUUGCCCAUAAACCGUCAGUCAUUCUGGAUUUUCACAGAAAGCAGUGGAGGUCAUGUGCAUCGUGCCAAAAAGGUGUAAUGAUAUGAUGAAUGUCGGACGGCUUCAGGGAUUUGAAGUAAGUCAGAGAUCCUUAACACAUCCUUCACAGCAUGUUGUGAUUAAAGUCCCACUCCGAAACUCUCUCUCAGCAUUUUAACUUUUUCCUUCACCUUAUUUGUCCAUUUUCAUCUCAUUUUCCCUCCCCUUUAGGGGAAGAUCGUGGCUCAGGGCCGCCUUUUGUUGCAAGACACGUUCAUGGUGUCUGACCCUGAGGGCAGCCUCAUCGGCAGGAUGAAAGAGAGGAGAGUCUUUCUGUUCGAGCAGCUGGUCAUCUUUAGUGAACCCCUUGACAAGAAGAAAGGCUUCUCCUUGCCGGGCUUCCUCUACAAGAACAGCAUCAAGGUAAUUAAUGCACAGACGAUAAGAGGCAGUAGGGGGCACUACUGAGUUAUGAGUGAAAAUAAGGGUGCGUGAACAGCUCUCAUAGAAACAGUCUGUAGCUACCUCUGGUGGAGAAACUGAAGCCAGUGAUAUAUGAACUAGUUUUGAGUGUGAUAACUCAUGUCUGAAAUGAGAUUAAAGAGAUAGUAAGAGAUUUUUUAACUUUACUGAGAAUGAGAUUUUAAUAAAUUACAAAAUAUAGAUAAACUGCAACUUAUAAGUUAAGGACCGCAAUAACAAUGGAGAGAUUAAUACACGGUUAAGCAGAUCAAUGAAGGCUUGGAUCCUCUCUAAAGCAGCGAAGUAUCAAAGAUGAUCCCCGUCCUUUUUUUUUGUCUUCACAAAGGUGAGCUGUUUGGGUCUGGAGGAGAACGUGGAAGGAGAUCCCUGCAAGUUCAUUCUGACUUCUCGGUCAACAAACGGCACCAUGGAGACCUUCGUGCUUCACUCCUCACACCCAGGGGUCCGUGAGGUGUGGACUCUUCAAAUAGGCCAGAUGCUGGAGAGCCAGCGCAAUUUCCUCAAUGGUAGGGUCGUUUUCAGACACACACACACACACACACACACACACACACACAGAUUAAGUCUCAAGUUUUGUGGUAGAAAUGACUUGCAACAUGGACACCCUCGUUUUUUUGUGUCUUGUUUUUUUUUGGUACCUUAUCACAGCUCUAACCUCACCAAUAGAGUAUCAGAGGAACCAUGUGGGGGCCAGUGGUGGGGCGUGUGUGCCCGGCCUUGGUGCCCCUGGUGGAGGCAGCAGUGGUUCUAGUGCACCCCUUGGAGUCGGAAGCGGAAGCUCCCAAAGUAGUGCUGUUCCCUCAGGGCCCCAGGGUGGGUCUCGUCGUCCCUCCAGGAUCCCCCAGCCUUCCCGUCUGCCCCAGCCCCUACGUCACCACCCUGGGGCCGAUCCAGAUGGCCCCAGCAAAAUGUCAGGUAUGGAGCAUGGAUUAAAAUUGUUUUACAUUAGCUGUGGAAUGCAAAAAUUAAAUGUGAGACUGAGGUGUGAGUUUUACCCACUUAUGAUCUAGGUCCGUCCCCUUGUCCGGUCCCUCCUCCCUCACUGCCUCCAGGGAGUAGCCCACAGGGCAAGCGAACUAUCCAGACCCCAGAGGACCAAGCACAAGCCCCCACUGCUGCCAGCGCUGUAGCCCCUAUCCCCCGAGCCACAGUUGGGCCCCUGCCCUCUACACCCACUUCCAAACCACGGCCAGGAGCCGUGUCCCCAAUGGUGGCCCCCGUUGCCACACCUGCCUUUGGCAAGGAUGGCCUUCCUCCUCCCCCUCCCAGUCCAGGCCAGAAGUCUGGAUCUGGUUUCUGGAGCUCCAUGCCAGGCUCUCCAGCCAGCCGGCCUGGCUCAUUCACCUUCCCAGGGGAAGCAGGAGAGACUCCGGUCCGUCAGAACUCAAACCAGAUCCAGACUGGCUCUGGAUCUGGGAGUCAAUCCCACAGACACUCCACACACAGCAAGGAAGCAGACCGCAUGAGUACGUGCUCAUCGGCCAGUGAGCAGUCCAUCCAGUCCACCCAGAGUAACGGGGUAAGACUACUACCUGCUGCCAAGUGUAGCACCGACUAACACCGAGGCAGAGGGAGGCCUGGUCUGUCCUGUCUGCCUGCUGUCUCCUGUCCUGCUGCAGCCAGCUCUACUAAUCUGUCCCCUUCUCCGCAUCUCUGACAACCUUACCUGCUCUUCAACAUCAUCUUCUCUAGCUUUAGAUCGUUUUUGAGGACAAUCUCUCGCAAAUAUUUCCCUCAGUCAUCAUGUUUUCAGACCUAAAACCCCACUAGUGGACCAAAAUCAGCUCUUCAGCGACUCCCUUUCAAGGCUGUUUUCUACAUUUCUGACUCCGACAAAGCUUAUACUAACAUGUGACCUCCUCUUGGCCGCCUUUCACUUCCUGCUGUCUCCAUGGUGUGUUACCCAAAUGUACUUUUCUGCCACUAACCUCUAACGUUUGUGAUUCACCCACAAACAUACCUGGUCAAGAACCUCUCAUUCAAGCUAACAUUUCUGCUCCUGUCUUUGCCUGGAGCUGCAGAGCAAAGAUGAGUGUAAAGGAGAUCUUCAUCUUUUCCUCCCUCUCUCUCUCUCCAGUUCUUCGUUUGUGUUUUCAAGGAGAAAUUAAUUGACUUUGGUGUUUAAUUCUUUCUAGUUCUUAAAUCCUUUCUUAGGAUUUUAUUAAAUGAAGCAGUAAUUAAACAUCUCUUAAAUGUUUGUUUCAACUUUGACCUGAUUCUUGAGUGUAACUCCAGAAAACUGCGUGCAUUUGUACUUACCCGCUCUCUGUGUCUGUAAUCUGUCCCUGUGAUGCAGAGUGAAAGUAGCAGCAGCAGUAGCGUAUCCACCAUGUUGGUGACCCAGGACUAUAUGGCUGUGAAGGAGGAUGAAAUCAGCGUUGUACAGGGCGAGGUGGUUCAGAUCUUGGCCAGCAAUCAACAAAACAUGUUCCUGGUGUUCAGAGCGGCCACUGAGCAGGGCCCCGCCGCCGAGGGCUGGAUCCCCGGUUUUGUGCUCGGACACACCUCAGCCAUUGUUUCAGAUUGUCCUGAAGGAACCAUCAAGUAAGAGCUCCAAGACUUAUUAGGGGAUAAAUCUGGCUGUUUACUUUCAAUGAGGUACAAUGUAGAAUUAGAGUUGGAUAUACAGUAGGGGUGGGACAAAAAAUCGAAACAGCAUAGUAUUGCGAUAUUUUGUCUGGUGAGAUAUCAUAUUAUUUCAUUUUUCAAGUAUCGAUUUUUUCAAAUGAAUUGCUAAUAUGAAGUCAAAUCUGUGAUAGUGGAAAAAUAAAAUCAACUGUUUGUCCAGUGAGAUUGGUAGAGGUGACAUCAAAGAGCAGGAGAAAGUUAGUAUAACAAAUAUAGCAGCACCUGGGAAAGACAUUAGGAAUGCAAGAAGAGCAAAAAUGAGAUGUAGCUGAAACAUAAGGUUUGCAAGAUGUGCAACAUGAAAGUAAAAUACUGCGUAAAUAAGACAAACGCAAAGGAAAGACAAACGCUAAAUUAGCUAAACAGCUGAAAAAACUGUAUGAAUCGCAGUGUAUGGUAUCGUAAUACUCACUGUAUUACAAAUCGUUAAAAAUCGCAAUUAUCGUAUCAUGGCCCAAGUAUCGUGAUAAUAUUGUAUUGUGGCCCAAGUAUCGGUAUAAUAUCGUAUUGUGUUAUCACUGGUGAUUCCCACCCUUGAUAUACAGUUUGUUUUAUUCGACAAAAACACAGCAGCAGUGGUCUCUUCCUGUUUUAGAUAUUCUGUAGUUCCCAGGUCCCAAGUAUUUGUAGAAAUGUAGAAAUCUAAUGUUUGUUUACAUAAGAGUAUAAUUACCUGAAUAUACAGACAGGUUAAAAACAAAAUGCACUCCAAAACUUACGCCUUUUAAAAGAAUAUGGAAACCAUUUCUUGGCUAUAGUGACGAGAGCAUUGGUAUUUCCUUUUUUUUUUUUCCUUUUUUCUAUUUGUUUAGCUUUUACUGUAUUUCACUCUAAGUUGCGUAAUGUACCUGUUACAUCGACCCAAAACAUAUCUGUUUGGGUUUUUGUGUUGAUAUUCCCAGCUUGUUGUAGUUGUACUCAUUGUGUGGUUUUGCUGUUUUGUCUGGUCCUGUCUUUUGUAUGUUUAUUUAUGAGGAAAAUUAAUAAACACAUCCCAAAAAAAAAAAAAAAACACCAUUUUGUAUGACUCAACAAAAUGGUGAGUCAUAUUUAAAAAGCAUCAGAGGAGCCUCUUGUCCCCAAAAGGUCACUGCCAGUUAACCAGGAGAGCAUCUGAGUGGACUGCUAGAUAUCAUCAAUAUUCCCAUGUCAGCACACUGUACCUUUAACUCCUAUAAGAGGAGAAAAUACUCAGAUUAUUGGGCUCUUUCUUGGCUGCCUACUGUUAUCAGUCCAAGAGCUUCAAUGGAAACAGUGACAUACAACAACAAAUUCAUUAUAAAGAUUUAGUCUUAAGUAAGAAGUUAUGGAUUUUUUUCCCAAUCAAACCAAAAUAUUCACAAACACAAUGUAAUAGUAGGAUUUUGUACUUAUAUCCCAGUAUUUACCCAGGUGUACCACUUCACUGUAAAACCGUUUGAUUUGAAUUUGCACCUUUCGUUGUCUCAGUAGGAAGUCUUCAUCCUGGCACACAUCCCUACGCAUCCGUAAAAAAUCUGAGAAAAAAGAGAAGGAGGCAAAGAAAGAGACCAAACUGGAAAACGGUUACAGGAAGUCCAGAGAGGGUCUGGCAAAUAAGGUUUCUGUAAAGGUGAGUCAAAGAUUGAAAGAAAUCGCACAUUCCUCACGUUGUGUUUUCCACUCUAAUGCUCUGUUUUUCUUCUCCUCAGCUUCUAAAUCCAAAUUACAUCUAUGAUGGUAAGUGAAACUUGAUCAAGAUUGUUAAACAUUGUGAACCAAACCUUUAAAAAACAGCUGGGUGUUAUUUUUCAUAGAGGAUUGUUACACAGCUUUGAAUGGUUUGGUAACCGUUGAAAACAUUUGACAGGACUUUAACUCUGAUGCUUUUAUUCCUCUGUUUUUCAGUUCCCCCUGAGUUCCUUGUGCCUCUGAGUGACGUGACAUGUGACAACGGAGAGACCGUCACUCUUAGGUGUAAAGUUUGUGGUCGACCCCGGGCAGCUGUCACCUGGAAGGGGCCCAACCAGAGCAACCUCACCAACAACGGGCACUUCAGUAUCACCUACAGGUAAGAAGACAUGUUUAGCUUUCACCUACAGUAAAGAAAAAAGUGCAAUGUGGGGAAUGUUGCUGUCUAAUGUUUGCUUUAGCACAGUUUUAUCAAUGUAAGAGGCAGGAAUCGUCAAGGAAUCAGUUCAAGUAUCAUGUGUCUGUUCAUUUCAGUGAUACAGGCGAAGCCACGCUGCGGAUUAACGGCGUAGCCUCUGAGGAUGAUGGUGUUUACACUUGUGUUGCCACGAAUGAGCUCGGCAGUGUAGCAUCAUCAGCCAGCCUCAGAGUGUUAGGUAAGAAAGCAGGCAGAAAACACUAAACAGUGCUGGUGCUCAAUGUUGACCUCAACUGAACAUCUGUCUUCUUUGUCACAGUCAUGUCCAGUGACGGGAUCAGAGUGAGCUGGAAGGACAACUUUGAGUCUCACUUUGCUGAGGUGGUUGAACUGGGCAGGUAAUAAACCCACCUUACUACUGAAUGAGAGACUAUUUUAAGUGUAUUUCUCACUGCUAUUAGAGAGGGUAGUCGGAGAACAAGUGGACUGGUCAAGACAGAUUUACUCAACAGUCACAUUUCUGGUUUCUGUAUUCUUGACUGUCUUUCUUUCACCAGGGGUCGUUUCUCCGUUGUCAAGUGUUAUGACCUGCGGGGCACUAAGCGUACGCUGGCGGUCAAACACGUGAACAAGAAACUGAUGAGGAGGGACAAGGUGACUCAGGAACUCAAUGUGCAUCAGAGAAUCCAACAUCCCCAUAUAGUCUGUCUGGUUGACACAUAUGAAACCCCCUACAGCUACGCUCUCGUCAUGGAGAUGUGAGUUUUGAAAUCGAAAUCUUCACAUCGAUUAGUAAUUAGCUUAAAAAUAAUGAUCAUCCAUCAUGAUGUAUUUGUGAUUGUGUUGUUUUAGGGCUGACCAAGGGCGUCUGCUGGACUACAUUGUUAGCUGGGGGAAUCUGACCGAGGAGAAAGUGGCCUGUUACCUACGGGACAUUUUAGAAGCUUUACACUACCUGCACAACCGCAGGAUAGUACAUUUGGAUGUAAAGGUAAGCGUUUUAUUAAUAACAUCCAUCCAUGUAGAUAUAGAUAUAUACCUUUAUCUGUCAAGUGCUGAAGCACAUUGACAAACUUUACUUACAGGCAUCAAUUCAAAAACUUGGCAUUAGAUUGUUGUAAUAUUUUCAUGAGACAACUAGGGAUGACAAUUGUUAAUAAUGUACGAUUCCGUUAUCGAUACUCAUUGAGUGAGAAAUAAUAGCAGAUACCAGAAAAUACGCAGCAAAUUAACCUACCAGAAUUCAGAAGCAUCUACGUUGGCAAAAGGAUGUAACCCUUUGACCACAAAUCUGCUCGGUGACAUUCGUUUAUCUUCACCUCUGUCAUUUUACUCUUCCCUGCCUCGAUGAAAGUGGCUGCCAAAGGUCUGCGAGAGCUACAUACCGGCUGCAGCCUCUGAGCUAGCAUGACUCUGGCAGUCAUCGUCAUCUAAAUGUGAUUCAAGGAAAUGAAGAGUAUUUAUUUAGCAAAAGGGGGUUAACAUGGUGCUAACAUGUACACAACAGACAGGACCUGGAGGAGUUAAACGUUACCUUCAGGAUUUAGACGCCGAGACGUUAACUCCGCUCCUGCUUUUGCUUGUAUCAGCCUCGCCUUUGCUAAGUAGCGUAUCAAACACGUUACACUUACACUGGGUGGACAAAUGUUUCUGCAUAUUGGAGGUAUUUUCCCCCCUUCGACAAAAUUAAAGAUUUGGAAGCGUUGCGAGUUGCAUCAUCUUUUAGAGUGAAAUACAGCCAAAACUGGAGUGCUUUUUCCUCAACACCACGCUGAAAAGUUCUAGACCAAAACUUCUCAUUUCUCACUCUUUUCACAUACUUCGUCAUCACGCAUAGAGACAUAAGAGGAACCGAUAAUCAGAAUCGUCAAGGAGGCAGACAAACAAUUCUUAGGAAUCGAAUCACUGGGAACCAGUUCUGAAAGAGAACCAGUUAUCGAUCCUCAUCCCUAAAGAAAACUCUAAUGGUUAUUCUGUGAUUCCCUCCUAGCCUGAGAACCUGCUCGUGGCCAGCUACAACAGCCAGCCAAGGGUCAAACUCUCAGACUUUGGUGAUGCCGUCCAGCUCAACAGUGCCCACUACGUUCAUCCUCUGCUGGGCAGCCCCGAGUUUGCCUCCCCAGAGCUGGUCCUAGGAGAGCCUGUGUCAGUAACCUCUGACCUUUGGAGUCUGGGAGUGGUGACCUACGUGCUGCUGAGCGGUGCCUCCCCUUUCCUCGAUGAGAGCGCAGAGGAGACCUGCCUAAACAUCUGCCGGCUAGACUUCAGCUUCCCCAGGGAUUAUUUCCAGGGGGUCAGCCAGGCAGCUCGGGACUUCAUCUGUCUGCUCCUGAGGACCGACCCAGGACAGAGGCCGCUGGCUGGGCUUUGCCUCCAGGAGCCAUGGCUGCAGGUCAGUAUGGCUGAUGGAAGAGCUAGAGCAGAAAGCUGCCUGGACACCUCUCGCCUCAUCUCGUUCAUAGACAGGAGGAAACAUCAGACUGAUGCCCGGGCCAUGGGAGGAGUCAGGAGCUUCAUCCAAAGUCGCCUUCAGACCCAAAUUUAA